GUGCUUUAAAUGUAUGGUGUGGAUCUGCUUCAUAGCAAUGGAGGUGCCCAUUCCCCAGUUUUAGUCUUCUCCCAUUUUCUCAGGGGGUUAGUUCUUAAACUGUUCUGGGAGAAUGAUCCUAGUCUAUAAUGUUCGUAUUUUAUGAUGCUAUUGGAAGAAUAUAUAUUAUAAACAGAUCCUGCUUCUCCAAACUUUAGGAACUGGACCUUGAAAGAAUGACAGCGAUUUAGAUUUGCAUAGUAGCAUUUAGAACUCUCUUCUUCUGAGGAAAAGAAUUUGCAGUGGCCAAUUUGCCAUUUUGUUGGAUGCAAAUUGGAAACCCACUUAAUCAGUUCUUUCUGGAACAAAUUUUUAAGUUACAAAUUAGUGGAGCAUAAACUUGUCUGUUUAAAAAAUGGAUUACCUGUGACAUUGAGCUUGCAUGGCAGGUUCUAGCAAAUUUUCACAGGCUGUUUAUCAUGACUUGAAAAUUGGAGCUUGGUGCCUCUUGAAUACUGAACAGCGGUGCUUGCUCCUUCCUUUUGUAAUCAGAAAAGGGAGAUUUAAUUUUCAAAUGCAAAUGAGAAAUAUUUGAAUUGUGCAUACUCUACAAAGCCUUUAAUUUUUAAUUUAGAACAUCUUAAUAUUCACUGUGCUGUGCAUAAUAAUUAUUUAAAUUUAGAGAUGCAUAUUAAUGUAUUUACUGAAAUUUGCAGUCCACAAAUGACUUGCACUCCAGUCCUAACACCUUAGAUUCUCUGCAUGAAUUACAUCUAAUAUCCAGAUGGCAGCUUCGUAUGUGAUCUUUUCUUACUUAAAAGUUAUGGGGCGGAAUCUGAAUUGGUAUCACAGUACAUGUGGAGAGAAGUUUUAAUCCUCAUUCCCUAGCUAUGCCCCAAUGAAACAUUUUAAAAAUAAGGCCUUUAAAAAAAAAAUCACAGAGAGAAAGAUAAGUUUCUCUUUUUUGGGGGGGGGUCUUAACUGGGGAGGGAAAUAUGAAACCUCCCCUCCCCACACAUUGCUGGCCCAAACUAGAUCAUGUCCUCUGCACUUUCUUUUGAGUAAGACGUAAACCCAUACUUAGCUGCAGGCUACACAUUAAGUGUAAUGUGUCGUUUGACCUCAGAGAAUAAGAGCCAGUGUAUAUACAUCAUUUGGGACGUGGGUGGUGGUGUGGGUUAAACCACAGAGCCUAGGACUUGCCGAUCAGAAGGUCGGCGGUUUGAAUCCCCGCAAUGGGGUGAGCUCCCAUUGCUCGGUCCCAGCUCCUGCCUACCUAGCAGUUCAAAAGCACGUCAAAGUGCAAGUAGAUAAAUAGGUACCGCUCUGGCGGGAAGGUAAACGGCAUUUCCGUGCGCUGCUCUGGUUCGCCAGAAGCGGCUUAGUCAUGCUGGCCACAUGACCCGGAAGUUCGGCCAGUAAAGCGAGAUGAGCGCCGCAACCCCAGAGUCGGCCACGACUGGACCUAAUGGUCAGGGGUCCCUUUACCUUUUAUAUACAUCAUUUAGUGAACCUGCUCCUGGUGCGUACCAUGUUGUGCUAUAUACCAGGGUGACAGGUAAAAGUGCUGUCCUAUGAAACAACCUCCUGGUACUCAGGAAGCUAGCACAUGGGGAAGAUGGCUAAGCUAGAACCUUGUAUCUGACAUGCCAACUCUCUCUAUGUGGGGAUUUUUAAAUAUGAGGCAAAAUUCAGAAAUGUGAUUCUCCCACUUGCAAUCUGAAAUGGUACAGCCCAGGAGCAUUUUUUACUCUAUGACUGUGCAUUUAAAUGCAGAUUAGCUCUCAGUCACUAUCUUAACUCAACACUUGAUUGUGGUCCCUUCAACCUUGGAAAUAAGCUCCAUUGACCUGUGUGGCAUGACUUCCUUGCACAUAUAUAUAUUUGAUUAGGACUGAAGGAGCUCCGUAAAUGUUCAUGAGACCAGUGGGCUAGAUCUGGAGGAAGCCACUUGCAAAACACUGUCUCGUUUGUCAAUGCUUAAGCAGGGGGGAGAAACAGAAGUUCCAGGCUUCUGCAGUCGCUGCAGAUUGGGGUCAAUUAAACUUUCAGAGAAAAGUGGAAACGAGUAUAAAAGGUGGAUAAUUGUACAGACAGACAAGUGCCCUUUGGAGAGAUGUUGCUGUCGGCUGCUGCCACAGCUUCAGAGUGGCGUUUUAAAUUUCGUGUGCCACAGCAUAGCAGAGUCAUUGGCGUUUUAGUAAAUGUGACAUUAGCGCUCUAGACGUUAGUGCCAAACUGAUGCUAAAUGUGUCGUUGGAAAGUAUGGCAGGGUUCUUCCUGCCGACUCCCUUAAAUUAUGCAUUUACGCACACACUCACACACUUUACAUUGGGACCACAGCUGGGACAAGAAAGGUUAAACUUCCCUUCCCCACCUGUGAUCUCAAUGGAACUCAACCCCACACACCUGGCGCUCUUGUUAGCCUAAUUUUAGCAGCAGCCUUCAUUUUCUUUGUGCAAGGAAUGGAGGAUAAUUUGACCAAGUGGCUUCCCACCUGAGACAGCUUCACCAUUUCGUUAGGAGAACAAAGCCAUGCCCCAUUAAAACCAGGGCAAUGUGUUAGUUAUGAAUAUCAUCUGUUAUUGUCAAUGGGAAUUCAGUUGGACGAGGGCCUAAAGUGUUGAUUUGAUAUAAUUGAGUUGCUUUAAUUGGGAAUAGGUUUCAUUAAACUGGACAAAAAGUCUGCUGAAAUGCUGUUCCACAUGAUACCAAGUAAGUCAUUAUCCUUGUUUUUGUUACGCUGCUAUGUUGCUGUUUUGGCUCAGAUUACAUUUCUAUAGAGGAAUCAGCCAGUACCUGAAAACAAAAGGUAGCAGAUUUAUUGAUGUUUUUGCCCCUGGGUUCUUUUUUUUAAAAAAUACAUCCUGUGAAUUAUGCUUUUUCAUUUCCGCUUAAGUAUAUUGCUGGCAUCGGGGGCGGGGGGGGGGGACACCAUAAGAAAAGAAAAAUAGGUGCAACGAUUGUGAUGUUGAAGACUUCUGGGGUACAUUCAUUUCUGAGCUAUGCAAGGAUGAAUUCCUCAAUGGAAAAGCAUUAAACAAAUGUUCUUGAUAGUUAGCUAGGAGCUCAAAUACAUUACAGGAUGCAGAAGGGUCUAACCUUGAAAAAGGUAGGCAUUAACUGAAUGGGCAGCGGUAUAAGUCAUGGGUAGGCAAACUAAGGCCCGGGGGUCGGAUCCAGCCCAUUCGCCUUCUAAAUCCGGCCCGCGGAUGGUCCGGGAAUCAGCGUGUUUUUACAUGAGUAGAAUGUGUCCUUUUAUUUAAAAUGCCUCUCUGGGUUAUUUGUGGGGCCGGCCUGGUGUUUUUACAUGAGUAGAAUGUGUGCUUUUAUUUAAAAUGCAUCUUUGGGUUAUUUGUGGGGCAUAGGAAUUCAUUCAUUCUUUUUCAAAAUAUAGUCUGGCUCACCACAUGGUCUGAGGGACUGUGGACCGGCCCCCUGCUGAAAAGGUUUGCUGACCCCUGGUAUAAGUGAUAGUCAUGGAUUAGGGCAUAGCUGUCAACUUUUCCCUUUUCUUGCAAGGAAUCCUAUUCGGAAUAAGGGAAUUACCCUUAAAAAAAGGAAAACAUUGACAGCUAUGGAUUAAGGGGGGGGGAGAUUCAGGUGUCAGAUUAAGCAGGCAAAACAGGGUUUAAGGCACACAACACCCUCCUGCCUGAUAAAUGUGCCAGCUUCUUAGCUUAUGGCUUACUCAGGGAGGAAUUUCAUGUGAUAAAUCCCCCCACUUACUUUCUUAUUAUGUAAAGCAGUGGGGGGGUGUGGAGAGAAUUUGUUUAACCCUUUCUUUCCUAGCAAUUUGUCUAUUCAAAACUGCGCGCGCACACCCCCACUCUGUUUUUCAUCCCAACGGAUAAAAGGGAGUUUUGCCUGGGUUUUUGUUUUUGUUUUUUUACUUCUUUGGGGGAGAAGCAACUUUCAGAGAGGAAAUACCGUAUUUUUCACUCCAUAAGACGCACUUUCCCCCUCUUAAAAUCUAAGGGGAAAUGUCUGUGUGUCUUAUGGAGUGAAUGUGUGGUCCCUGGGGCUGGGGGGGGGGAACCCGGACUUCCCCUGCCAGCCCCGACCUGCUCUUUGGGGCUGGGGGUGGGGGAAAGCUAGGCUUCCCCCACCGCCAGCCCUGCCAAGCUCCUGAGCAGCUCUGGAGUAGCCCACGAAGCCUCCGCAGGGCAGCGGGGAGGCUUCAUCCCGCUGCCCUGGGGAGGCUUUGCGCAGAUAUCCCUGGCUUUUGCGGGAGGUGGGGGAAGGGACAGAGCGAGGCUCUCUCACUUCCCCCACCUCCAGCAAAAGCCCCCAAGAGCCGCAUAUAUUUUUUCUUGAAUUCCCCCCCCCAAAGUUGUUGUUGUUGUUGUUGUUUAGUCGUGCCCGACUCUUCGUGAUCCCAUGGACCAGAGCACACCAGGCACUUCUGUCUUCCAUUCUCUCCUGCAGUUUGGUCAAACUCAUGCUGGUAGCUUCGAGAACACAGUCCAACCAUCUCGUCCUCUGUCGUCCCCUUCUCCUUGUGUCCUCCAUCUUUCCCAACAUCAGGGUCUUUUCCAGGAAGUCUUCUCUUCUCAUGAGGUGGCCCAAGUAUUGGAGCCUCAGCUUCAGGAUCUGUCCUUCCAGUGAGCACUCAGGGCUGAUUUCCUUCAGAAUGGAUAGGUUUGAUCUUCUUGCAGUCCAUGGGACUCUCAAGAGUCUCCUCAAGUAGGUGCGCCUUAUGGUCAGGUGCGCCUUAUGGAGCGAAAAAUAGGGUGACACCUACUGUACCUGAAGCCCUCUGCACCAGCUUUACAUGACAAAAGCAAGCCAGGAUAGGGGUGUGGGAAAGGAAGACCUGUGCAACUGCAUUGUAAGGCAGUGCUGAAAAAGUAUACCAAGCAAGGCUUUUUUUUUCAGCUGGAGCACACGGGAUCUUAGCUCCAGCACCUCUCAGAUGGUCAUCAUUGCCAUUCUAAGAGAACAAGGGUGAGCUCCAACACCUCUUUUUCUUCUUCUGAUUUGGAUGUUUUCUCUUGCUCCGGUGGGUAGGACUCAAACCAAUGGAUUCAAGUUUCAAAAAAGGAGAUUCCGACUAAACAUCAGGAAGAGCUUUCUGGUGGUAAGAAGUGUUUGAUAGUGGAACAGACUCCCUCAGAAGGUGGUGGACUCUCCUUCCUUGGAGGUUUUGAAGCAGAAGAUGGAUGGCCAUCUUUCUUGGAUGCUGUCUUGGACUGUCUUGGAGCCAGUGUGGUGUAGUGGUUAAGAGUGGUAGACUCGUAAUCUGGGGAACCGGGUUCGUGUCUCCGCUCCUCCUCAUGCAGCUGCUGGGUGACCUUGGGGUAGUCACACUUCCCUGAAGUCUCUCAGCCUCACUCACCUCACAGAGUGUUUGUUGUGGGGGAGGAAGGGAAAGGAGAAUGUUAGCCGCUUUGAGACUCCUUCAGGUAGUGAUAAAGCGGGAUAUCAAAUCCAAACUCUUCUUCUUCUUUAGUUGAGAUUUCUGCAUUGGCAGGGGAUUAGACUAGAUCAGGCUUCCUCAAACUCGGCCCUCCAGAUGUCUUGAGACUAUAAUUCCCAUCAUCCCUGACCACUGGUCAUGGGAAUUGUAGGCCAAAAACAUCUGGAGGGCCGAGUUUGAGGAAACCUGGACUAGAUGACCCGUAGAGACCCUUCCAAUACUAUGAUUCUAUGAUUCUCUGUUUCCAGAGCAUACAGAUUCUCAAAAUUAUUCUUACUUCCAUGGAAUGCUCUGUCAUUAAAUUCUUAGUUUUAUGCAUACUUGAGAGUAAGCCCCAAUGUCUCAAGCUAUAAAUGGCCCACUGCCAUUUUAAUAAUAAUAAUAAUUUAUUAUUUAUACCCCGCCCAUCUGGCUGGGCUUCCCCAGCCCCUCUGAGCGGCUUCCAAAAAAAUAUUAAAAUACUGUAAUACAUCAAACAUUAAAAGCUUCCCUAAACAGGGCUGCCUUCAGAUGUCUUCUAAAAGUCUGGUAGUUGUUGUUCUCUUUGACAUCUGGUGGGAGGGCGUUCCACAGGGAGGACGCCACUACCGAGAAGGCCCUCUGCCUGGUUCCCUGUAACUUGGCUUCUCGCAGUGAGGGAACCGCCAGAAGGCCCUCAGUGCUGGACCUCAGUGUCCAGGUAAAACGAUGGGGGUGGAGACACUCCUUCAGAUAUACUGGACCGAGGCCGUUUAGGGCUUUAAAGGUCAGCACCAACACUUUGAAUUGUGCUCGGAAACGUACUGGGAGCCAAUGUAGGUCUUUCAAGACCAGUGUUAUAUGGUCUUGGCGGCCGCUCCCAGUCACCAGUCUAGCUGCCGCGUUCUGGAUUAGUUGCAUUUUGUUUUAGCUACACCAGGCAUCCUCAACCUCGGCCCUCCAGAUGUUUUGGGACUACAAUUCCCAUCAUCCCUGACCAAUGGUCCUGUUAGCUAGGGAUGAUGGGAGUUGUAGUCCCAAAACAUCUGGAGGGCCAAGUUUGGGGGUGCCUGAUCUACACUGACUGUUCUAAGAGGAUGAGGAACAACUAGUUGUGUGUUAUUCCUAGUGCUUUUAAUCUUGUAGUGUUCAGUAGGCACUAAAUAUCAUCAUUGCCGUCUGUUCCUGUUAAUUGAAAUUAGCUGGAAAGCUCUAUUAAACGUCCCAUUGCCUCCUUAGACCACCAUCUUUUUGAUGUUUUGAUACAGAGGGCUGUGUCCAACUAAGUGUUGCUCGGAGUAGACCCAUUGAAAUUAAGGGACCUGUGUUAAUAAUGUUCAUUAAAUUCAGUGGGCCUAUUCUGAGUAUGACAGCUACAACCCAGUGACCCAGAUAACGGAAUUCUGCAUAGCUGAAUUCUGCCACAUCGUGGUUUGUUUCCUUUUCAGACCAGAGUCGGUUCAUUAUGGUUGUUCAGCAAUAUCAGUGAAAGUCUGAUCAGCUGUAUCAUCUAAAGCAGUUUUUCUCAACCUCUGGGUUCCCAGAUGUUGUUGAACUACCACUCCCAUCACCCCUAGCUAGCAAGGCCAGAGCUCAGGGAUGAUGGGAGUUGUAGUCCAACAACAUCUGGGAACCCACAGGUUGAGAAACGCUGAUCUAAAGUGAUCCUUGCACUGAUGUUUCAGCUUUUCCAUAAGCAGGAUAAAACAAUGUGAGAUACCAAUUAUAAUAAUAAUAAUAAUAAUAAUUUAUUAUUUAUACCCCGCCCAUCUGGCUGGGCUUCCCCGGCCACUCUGGGCGGCUUCCAAAAGAAUAUUAAAAUACUAUAAUACAUCAAACAUUAAAAGCUUCCCGAAACAGGGCUGCCUUCAGAUGUCUUCUAAAAGCCUGGUAGUUGUUGUUCUCUUUGACAUCUGGUGGGAGGGUGUUCCACAGGGAAGGCGCCACUACCGAGAAGGCCCUCUGCCUGGUUCCCUGUAACUUGGCUUCUCGCAGUGAGGGAACCGCCAGAAGGCCCUCAGUGCUGGACCUCAAUUGUGAGGACUGCAUUUGAUCCUGUCAUCCUACUUGCUUUGCCUUUUUCAUCCUUGCAGGAUUGCUUUGCAAUAAGACUUUUCUUCUUUCAAAAUGGCUCUGUAAAUGAUCUUGCUUUUCAUUCAACUCUGAGGUUUAUAACUAUGACUGAUUCACACACGCAGUGAUGUGAGGUGAUAUGAAUGUUGGGUUUGUGGUGGCACAUCGCUUGACGUUGCAGUCAUCAAGUGAUAAACAUGUUGAACCAGGCCUAGGAUUUUAGCUAAUUUAUAGCCAAAUCCCAUUCAGGUUUACUCACAAAUAUAUCCCAGUGAGUCUAGUAAACAUUAGACGCUAGGAUUUCUUUCCUGGUAACCAUACUUAAUGAUAAGAACUUAUUUUUGAGUACACACAUUGGAUCCAAUGGAAAAGGGUCCUACCAGAAGUCUUUUUAAUUACACAUUGAUGAUUAUUUGUGCUGCUGAUUCUUUCACAAUCCCACUUGCAAUAUUAAUUGUAGCUGAAAAAGUUUUAUAGUGGUUAUACUGCUUCAUUUCCAACCAGCACAUCCUGUAACUUCCUGCUUAAAUCCCAUAACUUUUCAAACUUCAAAUGUUCUGGAUAUAUAUAUAUGUAUAUAUAUGCACUGUAGUCCCUCCAGACAUCAGUAAUGUGGUAGCAUUUGCAGAACAACUAAUAAAGCAGAAUAAAUCUACCCCUAAUUUUACUAGUACUGUCUCAAGAACCUGUUGCAGCAUAUAUUUGCAAUAAAACACCAAAUGUGAAUGAGUUAAAUGUAACUCAUUUAACAAAUGUAAAUGAGUUAAAAUCCAGGUGUUCUUUUUUAAAAAAAGAAAAAGAAAAAAACUUUAAAUCAGUGCAUCUCAAACUUUUUGGGAUGGCAGAACACUUCAAACAAAACUUCAGUGGCAUCCUUGAAGAAAAAUAUUCUAUUUUAUUGUGGUUUUUUGGGAAAAGGUGGAGGGGAAAGUUAAUUACAGAGAGAGAGAGAGAGAGAGAGAGAGAGAGAGAGAGAGAGAGAGAAAGAAAGGGAUAGCCAACCAGAGCUACAACUUUUUAAAGCUGCAAUUUUGAGAUUUUGAAAAACAUUGCUGUCAGUCUUCUCAUCUCUUCUGACGGGACAAGCCUUCAUUUGGAGCUUGCCUACUUUUGGACAUUAUUUAGCUUCUCUCCCCCAACCCCCACAUUCUAAUUAGACUGGAGUAGUCCGCACUCACACAUACUUGAAUUGGUAUAGGAGGAGUCUUUACUGUUUGUUCCCUUCUGUGUUUGUCCCUGCCUUCUAAUUAGUUGAUUUUGUUAGGCCUAUUAAGUAUUGACAGGGCAUGUGCACAGAUAGCUGUGUGCACACCUUGGUGUUUUGCUUUUUUUAAAAAAAAAAAAAAUCCUGCUCGUGAAGUGUCCAAAAGCACAUGGUCAGGCAAUAAAAACAAAAAUCAACAUUGGGUAGCUAUAACUAAUUUUUUCCAGUAGUAGAAUGCAAUUUUUGGCAGGAAUCUCAGGUGAGAUACCCAUACAGUGGAAGUUACUCCCAGUAACAGGCACCACACAAAAGCAGAAAAAGAUUCAGAUAGUUUACUGUUCCAGAAGGUAAGGCUCAGGAGUUCUGAAUGUACCGUAUUUUUCGUUCUAUAAGACGCACCAGACCACAAGACGCACCUAGGUUUUGGAGGAGGAAAACAAGGGAAAAAAAUAUUCUGAAUCUCAGAAGUCAGAACAGCAAUAGGGAUCGCUACGCAGUGAAAGCAGCAAUCCCUCUUGCUGUUCUGGCUUCUGGGAUAGCUGCGCAGCUUGCAUUCGCUCCAUAAGACGCACACACAUUUUCCCUUACUUUUUAGGAAGGAAAAAGUGAGUCUUAUAGAGCAAAAAAUACGGUAAAUAUGUACAGCUUGCAGGCUUUUGCAGAUACAGAUAGAUAGAGAUACAAGUACAAAGUAGCUCCGUUGGUCUAAAUAAGUUGAGCAAUUCAAGAUGUGACACUGACAGACAGAUACUACUGCGCUGAUAUGCAUUAAUUACAGAUAUAGUUGGGGCACUGGGCCGUUACCAUAGCAACUGGCUUUGCUAACCUUGCACCUGCAAUUUGCUCAUCCAUGGGAUGAUUUGCGCUCAUGAAGGAAAUCAAGCCCUUCUCGUGCCCAGUUACUCCUACAAUUUUAUAACUGUUCCAGAUAAACAAAGAGGUCCUAUGGCUGGGUCGGCAUGGCAUGGGGAUGAGGGACCAACUCCCUUCUCUUGCGGGGGCCCAAUUAGUGCCAUUGCCUUCUGUUAAGAGUUUGGGUGUAAUCCUUGACACCUCCCUUUCCAUGGAGGCGCAAGUUACAGCAACAGCCAAGGCGACAUUUUUCCACCUUCGCCGCAUCAAGCAGUUGGUCCCUUACCUUUCCUGCCCCGACCUGGUCACAGUGAUCCAUGCGACGGUCAUCUCCAGGCUUGACUACUGUAAUUCACUCUACGCAGGGCUGCCCCUGAAGCUGACCCAGAAACUCCAGCGGGUGCAGAAUGCUGCAGAGAGGCUCCUCUGCCAUGGGAGCAUAUUCACCCAGUGCUUUUCAAACUGCACUGGCUCCCGGUGGAGUACAGGGUCAGAUUUAAGGUGCUGGUUUUGACCUUUAAAGCCCUUCACAGCCUAGGACCCUCAUACCUACGGGACCACCUCUCCCGGUACGCCCCACAGAGAGCCUCAAGGUCCAUAAAUAGCAACACCCUAGUGGUCCUGGGCCCUAAGGAAGUUAGAUUGGCUUCAACCAGAGCCAGGGCCUUCUCAACACUGGCCCCGGCCUGGUGGAACGCUCUGUCUCAUGAGACCAGGGCCCGGCAGGAUCUGAUUUCUUUCCGCAGGGCCUGUGAGGCAGAGUUGUUCCGCCUGGCCUUUGGCUUGGAGCCAAUUUGAUUCCCUCCCUCUCUUUCUUUUUUCCUUUCCUUCUCCUCCUGCAAUGAGGCUACAUUUUAAGAUUCUAAUGUUUCAAUAAUUUAAUGUUGUAUUUUAAUUUUGUUUUUAAGUUGUAAUCAUUCAACUUAUUUUUAUUAUUGCUUGUAAGCCGUUCUGAGCCCGGCCUUGGCUGGGGAGGGCGGGGUAUAAAUAAAUAUUAUUAUUAUUAUUAUUAUUAUUAUUACUUACUGUUAAGUGAGUGGCACCUUUACCAAAAGCAAGCUCAUAAAGAUAUUCUUUGCCAACUCUCAGACCCCCUUUGCCUCAUUUUCCACAUCCUUUAGGCACUGGAGAUCAAUUCCCAAGUAAUGGGUUGUUUUCUUCUGACUUCUCCUUCUGUUUGGUCUCACAGACAGCGUAGAAGAUGAAAUGGAAACGGCCACUGUGCGGCAUCGACCCGAAGCCCUUGAAUUGCUGGAAGCACAGAGCAGAUUCACAAAGAAGGAGCUUCAGAUUCUGUACAGAGGGUUCAAAAACGUAAGUGGUCCUGGUUGACCCUGCAGAAGGGGUCACCCAUCUCCUAAUGUGAACUUGCCGCUACUUGAGUACACAGGUCAGCCAUGUUGCGUGGCGAGUUCCCGCCUCCCCCCAUAGAAAUAAAGACACAGGACACAAGAAUUCGAGUUAAUGGGUCAAAUUAGGCCACAGCUUUAUUGAUUACAGGAAUUGAGCGGUAUUGGCUUAGGCAUUGGUCCUACAACUAACCGGCCUGGCCGGUGAGGGUUAACCACCAGUGGGAGGAGUCCUGCUGAGGCACGUCAACUAGGACCUCCCCUGGGGUCACCGCGUGGGGGCGUGCCAUGGGCCCACACCUCCAUAGGCUUAGGACAAGGCCACGCCCCCCGGAAUCCUUUACUGGACUACCCUUUAUUUGGGAGAAGGUGAUGGCACUCCCUCUCCCCCUUCAUCAGCAUAACAAUAGACUGUACCCCCACCAAUGCCUACCGCCCAUACCGUGGAGUUGUGACGGUUUGCUACGAGGUAGGCAAAAACCAAAUGGCUGGAGCCAAUCUUCCAGAUGGAAAAAUUCCUACCAUGCCCUUUGAAGGUGACCAACCGAGGUUCAUAGCAACGUCAGAGAACCUAGCCUAAAGGGUGGGAGGGUAGGGAAAACUGGAUCAGCUGCGGCGUGGGAAAGAGGGAGGUCCUCGGCCACGCCAGACCUAAGUAGGUGAGGCCACGCCCCCCACACCCACCGAUUGGCUGGCACGGGGUAUGACGCGGCCGAGGAUCAAAUAGUGCCAAGCUAUCUGAGCCUAUCCACAGCCAUUUCUGGCUAUCGCUAACUGCAUAUUUUGAAAUCUGGGUUGGAGAUAUACAUAGUGGAUGAGCUAUGGAUGUGUUGUAAUAAGUGUGUGAUUUGCAUAGGGUAAUAAUUUAAAAUUUACAUGGCAGGAACUAAUGUACAAAGAAGCGGAAAUAAUGAAAAGGAAUUGAAGAGCUCCAAAUUGCCUGAUAAGUAAAUAGCUACUGAGAAGAGCUGUACUAGAGUUGAGUAAUGCCAAAGCUUGAGUAAUCUGGAGAAUUAUUUUUUUUAAAAAAAUAGUUUUUACAUUGUAAUUGAAAAAUAGAUUUAAUAGGGUCUUCAACACCACAGGCUUUCGAGGCUGCCUCCAGCGAUGUUCAGCUUCCCAGUCUUCAGUACCAUUGCUGAUGAAUCAUUGCCAAACUGCCAUCACAGUAGGGGAGCGCCAUUUUGUAGCUGGCUUUCCUGUCAUCUCCAUUUGCUGCAAAAUGAAACUGUGAUUGCCGCAGUCAUUAACCUUUCAAGCCAAUGGCGCUGUGGUGUGCCUUGUACAAGUGGCACUUCACAGUAAAUUGCCCAGACUAUCAAGCAGCCGCUCUCUGCAUGCUGCCUUUCUUUCUCUUUGGGCCAUUGAUAAUUUUCGUGCAAGUUUUUCUUUUUUGAAGCAGCUUUUAUAUUUCCACACACUUCCCUUCCCCGAGUACAUGGCAAAUAGUUAGGGCCCUUCCAACAAAUUAAACCUUUCAUUUCUCUUCUCAGUAGCAUAGUCACUUCUAGAGCACAUUGCCUUAUCCUUUCAACACUGUAAAUAUCUAUGGUUUGCAGAAUGAAAGCUACAGUAAAACCUUGGUUUUCGAGCGUCUUGCAAGCCAAACGUUUCAGAACCCGAACGCAGAAAACCGGGAAGUAAUUGCUUCCAUUUCCUGGAAGUUGAACGGCUUCUGAGGCGCGUUUCUCAAUUUUUUCAAUUGAAUUCUCCGACUGCCCAUUGCACCUCGGUUGUCAAACGUUUUGGAAGUCGAAUGGUCUUCCGGAAUGGAUUACGUUCGACAACUGAGGUUCUACUGUACGCACCUGUUUUUGUCUAUAAGUGUCCUGGGUGUGUUCAAAAUGUUACCACAUUUUUAAUUGGAAUAUAAAAUGGGCAACCUUGUUCGGGGAAGUUUUUAGUGUGUGAUUAUAAUGGUAUGGGGUUGCUCGUGCGUAAGUUGCCGCCUCUCCAGGCUUUGUUGCCUUGCUAAACCUUUCAGUCUGGGCAGCCCUUCACUUCGUGGCUGCCUCAGUCGCUAGCAGAAUCCGUCAGUGGGCAUUUCUUAAACCUUUUCCAACAUAAAAGUUGUUUGACACCCAGUCUCCUCCUACUUUCUCUGCGCGGAAGUCUUCUGCGCAGGGAGGGCGUGGGUAGCGGAGGACCAGUGCUCUCCCCGCUGGUGUCCGGUGAAGAGUCUGGGAGCCCUCUCGCCGAUUCCCCCAUCUGCCCCUCCUUAUUCCUGGUGUUGCACUGAAUUGCUUCCCCAUCUGCUGAGCUGCCUCUCUCCCUGCUGGACCCUUCUCCAGUAUCAUUAGACAGCCUCCCCUCCACCUCUGGCUCCGAUGUCAGUUCCCUGACAGUGAUGUAUUGUGCUUUUACUGUUUUUGUUGGGAGCCACCCAGAUGGACAACAUAAUAAUAAUAAUAGUAGUAGUAGUAGUAGUAGUAGUAGUAAUAAUAAUAAUAAUUAAUAAUAAUAAUACGGCAAGUGCAAGCUGAAGUGCAUCAGGAGAGAAUGGUUCCAUUUAGCGUCUUCCCGAGUCUGACUUGUAAUGCCCAUGCAUGUUUCCAAACUGGAAUAGUGCUUUUGAAGUUGUUUAGUCUUUUAGUCAUGUCCGACUCUUCGUGACCCCCUGGACCAGAGCACGCCAGGCACUCCUGUCUUCCACUGCCUCCCGCAGCUUGGCCAAACUCAUGUUCGUAGCUUCGAGAACACUGUCCAACCAUCUCGUCCUCUGUCGUCCCCUUCUCCUUGUGCCCUCCAUCUUUCCCAACACCAGGGUCUUUUCCAGGGAGUCUUCUCUUCUCAUGAGGUGGCCAAAGUAUUGGAGUCUCAGCUUCAGGAUCUGUCCUUCCAGUGAGCACUCAGGGCUGAUUUCCUUCAGAAUGGAGAGGUUUGAUCUUCUUGCAGUCCAUGGGACUCUCAAGAGUCUCCUCCAGCACCAUAAUUCAUAAUAGUGCUUAGAGGUGUACUUUUCAGCAGAAAAGUUUCAUGCUAGUGGGUACACACACAUGUCCUCACACAUCCUAUUUCAAAACGUAAGUGGCAAACCCAGAAGAAAUUCAAAAGUUAGACAUGACAGCUUUAGAGUUUCCCUGUCUCAAUUUAGGAAAUUCUGCAGUUGGCUGAUGGGUGCACAUAGGUUUGUAGACUUGCCCCCCCUUUUUAAUAAAAUAUUUUUAUUAAAGUUUUCUAUAAUAUGUGCAAUAUCUCUUUUUUCAAAUUUCAUUUUCCAUAGGUCAGUUUCAUUUGUUGAGUCAUUAGGGUUACAUUAGGAAGAAAAGGGGAAAAGAGAGGGGGAAAGAUGAGUGGGGAUGGGGUCGGGAGGCGAUGUUUCUGUUUUGCUUAAUAUAUGUGUGGGGUUUUGUGUCAGCGUCGCUUGUGCGGGUUCUCUUUGCUGUUCGCUUGUGUUCCUUUGGUGGUGAGAGAAAUUGGGGUUGGCCUAGGGUGCGGUUGCUUGUUUGUGAUUGGCUGUGGUGAACUUUGUUUUCGUGUAUGAGUGCAGUGGGAGACUUGCAGUUUGACCUAUUUUAUAAUAGCUAGCCUUACCCAGGGCAGAAUGUUGAUAAUGAAAAUAACUUGGUGAGAACUAAUGUUUCACUGGAAAAAAGCACAGGCAGCCAUGUUGACCUACAAGAAAAUGUCAGAAACCCAUAUUAGGACAUCUUUACUUGGCCAAGCGAAAUGUCCCAAAAUCAAGUUUUGAGUUCCCCAGAGCUAGGUAUUAAGAUAUAAUGAAGGCUUUGAGUAUUGUUAAAUCUUCUUAAUACUAAUUUACAUUGUCCUGAAGGUGGCAAUACUUAAGUCUCUUAGAGGGCAUCCCAGGAAUUGUAGGAAUCAUCAGAUCUCCCUCUACAAGGAUAGGAGCUCUAAAGUAAGAUGAGAUGAAGUCAUUCUAGGGGCAUGUCAAGGAUGUGCCAGGAGACUCUGUGAAUCUGCAGAAUCCCCAGACCUUCCAUUCCCCUGACACAUGCCUAGAAAGGGGACAAAUUGUGUUAGUCAUUGAUUCCAAUAAGAAGGAAAUGUUUUUAAAAACCCAAAGCGGGAAACAUAAAAGGGGAACUGCUCCACUACGGACACACACAAUGACGACAAUGUCCAGCAUUGCUUUGAGAAAGACUGUUCAUCUGCCUUCGGUUCUUUUUGGACUGCUCCUCUAUUCUCUGUUGAAUAUUUUCUUUCCAUCUUCAUAUAAAAUGAUGACACCGCCAAUUGGGAGAAGUAACUAAUGGCCACAAACCAACAGAGUUAAGCAUAUUUUAGCCCAGGUACAGUGGUACCUCAGGUUAAGUACUUAAUUUGUUCCGGAGGUCCGUUCUGAACCUGAAACUGUUCUUAACCUGAAGCACCACUUUAGCUAAAGGGGCGUCCUGCUGUUGCUGUGCUGCCGGAACACAAUUUCUGUUCGCAUCCUGAAGCAAAGUUAUUAACCUGAGGUACUAUUUCUGGGUUAGUGGGGUCUGUAACCUGAAACAUAUGUAAACUGAAGCGUAUGCAACCCAAGGUACCACUGUAUAGGCAAACUCAGCCCUCCAGAUGUUUUGGGACUACAACUCCCAUCAUCCCAGGGUCAGGGAUGAUGGGAGUUGUAGUCCCAAAACAUCUGGAGGGCCAAGUUUGCCUGUGCCUAUUCUAGCCUAUUGGUUUCACUGGAUUUAAGCAGACACAUAAACAGAUUAUAGCCAAUACAUAUAGCGUAAAUCUGUGAUUACUUGGCAGUGCAGCUCUUGCAAACUCAAAGACUGAUAAUUGUUCACACUUCUGUGAAGAAAGUUGUUUUUCGUCGUACGGUUACUGAGGUGCAAUAAAUACCACUGAUUGCCGUGAACAUUCGCACAGUUGCAGUCAGAAGAACGCUGUUACUUGAAAUGCUUUUUAUAAAUAUUCGCAAUGAAAAGGGUGAGCAGUGGCAAACUGUGACUGGCUCUGGCCAAAUUUCUACACUGGAAAGGGUUUUCUUAAUUCUUACGAUACUUCUUUGUGGGGGGAAAUGUAUAUAUGGUAGUAUAGAUCACCUGUGUGGGGUAAUAAUAAAAGAAUUGUCUGGAUCCCUAGUUCCAAAAUAUGGGGCUAAACUGUCGGAAUUCAAGCCUAUAUCAAUAGUAACUGGCAACUCUCAAGGCACCAGGCUUGAUCUCCUGUUGACCUCCCUGUCUGCAUUCCCCAGCAAGAUCCAGGCUAGGUCGCGAUAGGCGAUUCUUCUCAGUGUGAGAAGAACACACACCCUCUUUCCUGCCCCCCCGGCAGGGGAAAGAGAUAGACAGAAACGUAUUUACAUGCCUUUAUUUCUGUCUUUGCAGCGUUACAAUAAACAUGACUGCUCUCUUCAAGCUCCAGCAGUCGAGUGACAAACACCUCCUGUACUUCCUGUACAAGAGCAAAAGGAAGAGCUCAUAUUACACUGAGCUAAUUCUGGUGCAUUGCCCUGUGAAAUGACUGUCCCUCUGUUUCCCACAGAACAGUCCCAACAUUCCAUCAUGUGAUGUUUUCAAGCUAGCAGUUCGCAGCUGCAUUGCAUCCAUAUCAUAACAUAAACACACACAAGCAAGAGGGACCCCCAGCAAAGUUUAAAAAGUCACAAGCAAGCGGUGUAGCAUGGGGAUUUAGGCUGUUAAACCUUAAUAUCCAGUUUAGUCCACUACCAUAGCUUCUCCAUUUCUACCUCUCUUAGCACUGAACAGACCAUACACCUUAGUAAGUUUAAAAAUGCUUUACUUACCAAGUUCCAGAGCUUAGGUUCAUCCACACAGCAAGUAACACAGGCAGAAAUCUUAGGAUGCGAAAUAUACUGAAAUAGCUCUAAGCACACAGUCUGAACUUGUAGCGAGCAAGCUCAGGCACAUCCUACCUCGGUGAGUUCACACGAUGAAAGAAGAGUAAACAAGGAGGAAACUUAAUUUCCUUCCUUUCAAGUGAGGAGUAUAACCUAGCUGAAUCUAGGAAUACAGGCAUCUCGCCAUUUUUGUACAGUCAGCAUGCUCGCAACCACUGAUAUGUGCACCAUUUUUGGCACUGCAAUGGGACGGGCCUAUGGUGUCUCGCUGGCAAACGUGGUGCCUCAAACAUAACCCCCAUCUAAAUGAGGAGUUGCUUGUACAGAUCUGUGCCCUUAACCGCUUCAUGCAUUAACCACCACCAAGCAUGCUGGUUAUAUUUGAUUGCAAUUUCCCACAUCUUCAGCACUUUCUCAGAAACAACAGAAUAGUAAAUUCUCUUUACCAUUUUACAGAUAGAAACAUAAGAACACAGUUUAAAAAAUAUGCAUUCAAUAAAACAAAAAUGGGCUGCCAUAACUUUUACUGCCUAAUAAAUAUUACACAAGCCAUAUUGGGAAAUAGGUAAAUUGUACAUGUGAAGUAAAUUCAGAGAGGUACUGUGCAGUACACAUGAAGAUACAUUGUUGGCAGAGAAAUGACAAAGGCAUUUAGUGAUGGAGGCAGAAAAUCUAAGUGAUUCUCCUGCACAUUAAAAAAUAUAAUUGUAAACUAAAUACAGUGGUAUCUCAGGUUAAGUACUUAAUUCGUUCCGGAGGUCCGUACUUAACCUGAAACUUUUCUUAACCUGAAGCAGCACUUUAGCUAAUGGGGCCUCCUGCUGCUGCCGCACCGUCGGAGCAUGAUUUCUGUUCUCAUCCUGAAGCAAAGUUUUUAACCUAAAGCACUAUUUCUGGGUUAACGGAGUCUGUAACCUGAAGCGUCUGUAACCUGAAGCGUAUGCAACCUGAGGUACCACUGUAACAGAUAACCAGCUAUCCUAUAAUGGUACCCCAAAAGCUUCCCGUUUAGGCAGAAUAGCUCACCCUACUUUGUGGUAAAGCUAAUGACGAUUUUGGUUUCUGCCCUUAUACCGGAAGCAACAUCUAUGUGAGAGUUAAAUCUUCUGAUUUUUAUUUGACUCAUUUCGUAUGCAAGUUUCUCUCUAAUGAAAAAUACAUAUGCUUAUUUUGUUCAGCUGUUAUUUCAUUGAUGGAGUGCCCCUCCCCCCAAUAAUGAAAUGGAUGAAAACAUUUUGAGCUUUAUCAAUCUUUCGGCAAAAGAUUUAUGCCAUUGUUUUGAAAUGUUGUCCAGCAUUGACUUGCAAUGUCAAGGGUAGGUUAUAAGAUUUUCAUUUUCUGGAUGGAUGAGAAAUUCAGCUGGCUUUGAGAGUUCUACCCCUCACCUAGUUUUCCACUGUACCCAUUUCCCCAGUCAUUCUAAUUUAUAUAUUUAUUAUUACUAUUUACAUUACUUAAUUGUAUGGAGAAUACACGGGACACAGGUGGCAUUGUGGUCUAAACCACAGAGCCUAGGGCUUGCCGAUCAGAAGGUCGGCGGUUUGAAUCCCCACGGCAAGGUGAGCUCCCGUUGCUCAGUCCCUGCUCCUGCCCACCUAGCAGUUCAAAAGCGCGUCAAAGUGCAAGUAGAUAAAUAGGUAUCCAGCGAGAAGGUAAAUGGUAUUUCCGUGCGCUGCUGUGGUUCACCAGAAGCAGCUUAGUGCUGCUGGCCACAUGACCGGAAGCUGUACACCGGCUCCCUCAGCCAGUAAAGCGAGAUGAGCUCCGCAACCCUAGAGUCGGCCACGACUGGACCUAAUGGUCAGGGGUCCCUUUACCUUUACCUUUUAUGAAGAAUACACACACAAACGUACUUGGAGCAGGAAGAAUGCAGUGCUAGCAUUGAGCUGGCAGGUAGAAGGAAUUUAAAUCACUGGCUUUGCCUCACCACUUGCCAGUUGGGGGCCCUCUCUCUUCCCACACUGCACAUUGUUCUGUGAACUUGUCUGGUUGCCUCACUGUCCUGGUUGCAGGGGCAGAAGAGAAGAAUAACAGGCCACAAUUGCAGUGGCACGAGCGGAAGCUACACUGUACUGCGUCGGCUGGCUCUUUCUGUUUGCCCAAGUCAGUUAUGAAUGAAUUUAAAAUGUAUUGGCCAUUCUAGGGUUGUCCCUUUUCCCAGACGGGAAGCAGUAUCCUUGAGGGGGAGACAUCCUUUUUUUUUUUUAAUGAUAUUUAUUAAAGUUUCAAAAGAAAGAUACAUAAAUAAGAAAAAGAAAAAUAGAAAAAAGAAAGAUACAAAAUACAAAAAAAGAACAAUUAAAAACAAUUCCAUCUUUUCAUCACUUCACUUUCAUUUACUUGUUUCCCGGACCUCCUCAAAGCUCCCUUUUUUGUAUUCCAGUUCAGUUUAUUAGUUCAGCAAUUCCUUUCCCUCCUUUUUAAUCCUGAUCUUUAAUCUUAAUAUAUUAUAACAUUAGGUUUUUACGUAUUUAAAAUCCAAUUUUUCCAUAUUCUUUUAUACCAUUACAGCUAGAAACCACUUAACUUCAAUCCAACAUCAUUCUAACAUUCAUUAAUUUUGCAAUAUUUCUGUAAAUAGUCUUUAAAUUUCUUCCAAUCUUCUUCCACCAACUCUUCUCCCUGGUCUCGGAUUCUACCAGUCAUUUCCGCCAAUUCCAUAUAGUCCAUCAAUUUCAUCUGCCAUUCCUCCAGUGUGGGUAAGUCUUGUGUCUUCCAAUGCUUUGCAAUAAGUAUUCUUGCUGCUGUUGUAGCAUACAUAAAGUUCUGUCCUUCUUUAACACCGAUUGGCCCACUAUGCCCAGGAGGAAGGCCUCUGGUUUCUUCAAGAAGGUAUAUUUAAAUACCUUUUUUAAUUCAUUAUAUAUCAUCUCCCAGAAAACCUUAAUCCUUGGGCAUGUCCACCAAAGGUGAAAGAAUGAGGGGGGGGGUGGAGACAUCCUAGUCCAAAGCGCAAUCAGGGAGUCAAAAGCCUAUGCAAAGGAGAGCACUUAAGGAAGUGUGCCAAGCCACAAGCUACAGUGAAUCAAUGGCAAGCUGUGCAAACCACAAUACAAGGCAGCAUGCAGAGGUACAACAAGUAGGUGAGAGCUAAGCCAGUGGCAAGCAACUCAAAACCUAUGCAGAGCAGAAAACUAAAGAAACUAAGACGACUUAGCAUAGGCUCUACAGUGGAACCUCGAGUUGAGGCAGCUGCAGAAGUGAUUCUUCAGGUAACUUUUUGUGCUGAAUAAGUUGGAUCCUCCUAACCGAGGGUCCAUGUUGCGCGCUGCCCCGAGACUCCCACCAACCAGCCUGGAGGCGUGACUUUGCCCCGCUCAGGAACGGUGGUGCCACGAUCACGCCACUGGCUCUUGGCCAAUUGGUGUGGUGGGGUGAUCGGGGCUUCAUUAUUUAAACGGCAGCGUGAAGUGGGGAACCCCUCCUGUUUUGCGCUGCCGAACACCCACACACCCUUUGAUAGGUCUGCGUUUGGCCUUGCUUUGGACUUCGGUUGGUUGCCUGUUUUGGAUCGGGGGCCGGGCAGGAAUUUUUUCCAAUGUGGCAGAUUGGCAGUGGCCACUUGGUUUUUGCCUACCUCUUAGCAAUCGUCACAACUUUGUAAGGUUUGGCGGUUAGGCAUUGAUUUAGGGGGAUGUGGGGAGGGGAGGUGCGGCCAUCCCCGCCCCUCCAUUUGAUUGGGUAUUCUGUUAAAGGAAUCCGGGGGUCUGGAUCUCGCCAAAGCCUGGGGAGGGGCUAGGGCCAUGCCAGGACCCACGGGAACCCCAGGGGUAAGCCAUUAUUGGAGCUCCCGCUGCUGGUAGUUUACCUUUUGCAGGCUCCCUGCUGGGUGGGCAGGAGUCCGUUAUAGCCAUUAGAUACUGAUGCCUAAGCCAAUACCAGUCACACUUGUGUAUUCAAUAAAGUUGUGGCCUAAAUUUGUCCAUUAACCUUUAAACUAAAUUUGGUGUCCAUUGUUUCUUUAUUCAAUGGGGGCGGGUUUUGGGGCUGGACGCGCAAAUUUAUGUGCUAUGAUGCAGUUGCUCUAUGCAUCUGGCCUGGAAAAUGCAGCUUGGGUUCCAGGCUGCUGUCUAGAAAUAUCUGACGAACUGCCUGGUUUUGCCACUUAACCUGGAUAGGAGAUCUGACAAGCCACAAUGCAUGGAUGAUGGGCUUUGUUCAGUUUGGUGGGUCACCAAUUUUUUUCAGGCCUCCCGAUCGGCUUUCAUAGUUCUUGUCUCAAAGACUGCAAUUAUGUCUGGGUCAGAAGAACAGCCUGAAGGCCUAUAGCUUCAUUGUAGCUGCAAAGUUCUGAUCUCAUUAGACAUUUGCUGACAAGUGAACAAAUUUGGCCUUCUGGGGAUCUCUUGAGGACUGGCAUAGUUUAUGAGAAAUGAAACAAGUUGUGUGCUCCAGAACGGCGUGGUGUGAUAUUUGUUCUUAUGAGGCGACCUUCUCACCCUGAGGGUACUUUGAGAAUGUUCAGUGUUACGGGCUUGAUUACUAAAACAAAAUGAAUACUUUUAGUUUCUUUUCCACAUUUUCUCAAGCAAUUUUCUCAGAGCAGCCAGCCAGAUGCCUGCAGGAAUCGUUGAGCUGUAAAGUUGGAAGGGAUCCCAAGGAUCAUGCAGUGAUCGAACCUGCAACCUUGGGUUUUAGUAAAGCAAACAGUCUAAUUUGUCAGCGCCUAAAUGAUGUUGAGCGUCAGAACAACUUGGCCAUAAUAAGGAAAUUUUGCCCAUGGUAUGACUAUUUCCCACCUUCCCAUUUCAACUCUCUGGCUCCCUAUCUGCAUAACCUAGUACCGUAAUUCUAAAAUAUAGGCGUGCUUUUACUCUCACAAGACUGAACGUGUUGCCCUCGGCUGUACUUGAGGGACGAUUCCAACAGAUUCUACACGAAAAAUACUUAUGUCCCCGUGGAGAUGGCAGUACAGAAUCGGUGGCGCAUGCCCUGCUGGCUUGCACUCUUCUUAAAGACUUGAGGAAUGAGAUUAUCACCCCUCUUUUAUUGUCCAUUCCGGGUCGCCCAGCCACUGCCCCAGUGUCCUUUGUCUUGGAGUUCAAGAUGAGCAGGUGACAGCAAAGGUAGCAAGGUUUUUAGCUGGGGCAAUCAGAAUAAGAUCCACUAUUUGACUAUUGAUUCAAAACCCCAAAAUGUAUUUUAUAUAAUUGACUUUUUAUUUCUAUUCUUUUUAUAUCGUAUUGUUGUUUUAUUGCUAUGGCUGGUGCAAAUAAAGAUUCAUUCAUUCAUCAUUCCUGCAACCUUGGCAUUAUCAGCACCAUGCUGAAAACAACUGAGCUAAUUUGAUUUGUGACUCAGCUCCUGGCAAUUUUAUUGGUGUAAAGGGGCUUUAAAAAUCAAGGCCCAGAAAAACCCCACCUCUUUUUCUGUAUUCCCACAACUAGCAUAGAAGUUAGGCAUGGUUCAUAUAUGCUUAUACAUCAUCUAACUUCUUCAUUUUUGGUGUGUGGGACUAUAUAGUGUUUUAUCUAGGCAGCCAGGGCUCCUCUGGAGGACAAGACCUUUUUGCACCAGGUCAAUGAGGACCACUUGCUUUUUGAAAUUAUCCCAUAUAUACAGAACUCCUGGUGCGCCCUCGUACCUACGGGACCACCUCUCCUGGUAUGCCCCGCGGAGGACCUUAAGGUCCAUAAAUAACAACACUUUGGAGGCCCCGAGCCUCAAGGAGGUUAGAUUGGUCUCAACUGGGGCAGAGCCUUUUCAGCACUGGCCCCGACGUGGUGGAACGCUCUGUCACAAGAGACCAGGGCCCUGCGGGAUUAGACAUCUUUCCGCAGGGCCUGCAAGACGAAGUUGUUCCGCCUGGCCUUUGGCCCCUUAUAUGAGAUUUGGUAUAUAAGUUUUCCCUUGGCUUUUUUGCAGGCCCAUGUAAGACCAGCAUGGAUAGCUGGCUCUGGUGAAUAGCUGAUGUUUCCUCCCUUUAUGGUCUUGAUUUAUGGGCUACUACUAAAAUGAGGCUGCAUUUUAAGCUGUAUUUUAAUUAACUGUUUUUUGUCUUGUUUUUCUAUUACGUUUUAUUGUAAUUUAUAUUUGGUGUUAGCCACCCUGAGCCCAGCCCUGGCCGGGGAGGGCAGGGUAUGUAUGUAUGUAUGCAUGUAUAAACAAACAAAUUAUUAUUAUUAUUUAUUAUUAUUAAAUAAGUGUUGUUUACUUUUUAUAAUAGGGACGCAGGUGGCACCGUGGUCUAAACCACAGAGCCUAGAGCUCAGCGGUUUGAAUUCCCGCGGCGGGGUGAGCUCCUGUUGCUCAGUCCCUGCUCCUGCCAACCUAGCAGUUCGAAAGCACGUCAAAGUGCAAGUAGAUAAAUAGGUACCACUCCAGCGGGAAGGUAAACAGCGUUUCCGUGCACUACUCUGGUUCGCCAGAAGCGGCUUAGUCAUGCUGGCCACAUGACCUGGAAGCUGUACGCCGGGCUCCCUCAGCCAGUAAAGCGAGAUGAGCACCACAACCCCAGGGUCGGCCACGACUGCACCUGAUGGUCAGGGGUCCCUUUACCUUUUUAUUUUUUAUAAUACAUGGAAGAUGGAUCUCCCUCGGGAGGUUCUGGACUCUCCUUCCCUGGGGGUUUCUAAGCAGAGGUUGGGUGGCCAUCUGUCACAGAUGCUUUAGCUGAGUUGCCUACUUUUUAGGGGGUUGCACUAGAAAUAUGUCCAUGGGGUACCUUCCAGCUCUACGAUUCUAUGUUUUUCUGCUUCAACAAUAUUUCAUUAUGUUCCUGUCAUUUUAUGUAACUGUAUUUUGUACAAAUUAUAAAAAUUAUAAAUAAAACAUGUUCUCUUUACAAACAAAACAUUUAAAUAGCUACCUUUCUACCAGUACGAUGAGGGGGCAGAGCAUGGAUAUAGCCAGGAUUUUUGAUAGGGGGACAGGCUUUUGUUGCGGGGGGCAGAAUCUCAGAUUUGUAUAGAUUUGUAUUAAUUUUUACUUAUUUGGGGGGCACCUGCCCCCCUCCCCCAUUGACUACACCCCUGGGGGGGGGCACAGGAAGAAAACAAGGUCAGAAGGGAGCCAUAGUCGGGAAAAGGUUGGGAAACACUGGGCUUGAUGACUUUGUGGUCCCGUCCAACUCUAUUAUUCUAUGAUUCUAAGAAUCAGUAAAAAUCUGCACCCCAUGUGUUACAGAGUGUUACACCCCCACCCCCACAUAUAUAUCCCAAUGUUUAUAUUGUAAGGUAAAGGUAAAGGGACCCCUGACCAUUAGGUCCAGUCGUGACUGACUCUGGGGUUGCGGCUCUCAUCUCACUUUAUUGGCCGAGGGAGCUGGCGUACAGCUUCCGUUCAUGUGGCCAGUAUGACUAUGCCGCUUCUGGCGAACCAGAGCAGCGCACGGAAAUGCCAUUUACCUUCCCGCCAGAGCAGUACCUAUUUAUCUACUUGCACUUUGACGUGCUUUCGAACUGCUAGGUUGGCAGGAGCAGGGACCGAGCAACGGGAGCUCACCCCGUUGGGGGGAUUCGAACCACCGACCUUCUGAUCGGCAAGUCCUAGGCUCUGUGGUUUAACCCACAGCGCCACCCACAUCCCUGUUUAUUGUAGCGAGCAAUAAAAGCACUCCUUAAUUCUUUAGCUGGGCUGAGGUAUAAGCACAACAGAAAUAAGAAUGCAAGAAAUAAUUCCCCUUAAGCUGUCAGGGUAUUAAAUGAAUAGCUCUCUAACUUCUCCUAUCUGAUAACAGCAGAUAGUUUUUUUAAAAAAUAAAUAAAUUAUGGCAUGCAGCAUAAUUGAAUCAAGCACAGGUAAUUAGAGAAAGUUGGAGAAAAUCCAUCAUGAUAGGUCUUACCUCUUCAUUACCACAUUAUUGCACAUACUUGGGGAUAUCAAUGAAAAUGCAUUAAUUUGGGUCUUAGAGCAGGAGCUCUAAGGAAAGUGACUCAACACUACCUCCUAAUAACAGAAUAAUUUGGAACAUUUAUAACUUGUGAUCUGAGGGUGUCAGGGUGCUUGACGCAUAAUGGAUUGGGGCUCACAGCAUUCAUGCAAAGCAGCAAAAGAUUUCAACUCAUAAAAUAAUCAAUCUUCAUUUUCCUCCACAAGCCUUUUCCAGUUCAGACUUUGAGGGAAACGAUUGCUGUUAAAAUUAUAUUAUAAUUGCUGAGAUCAGUGCACAUUAUGCUUUAAGCAAACCAAAUGCUAUAAUUAAGGAGAUUUGGUAGUUAAUCAGAAUGACCACUUGCAAUGCACUCUGCAGUCUGAAAUUAACAGGUCUGGGGGAAAACGAAGCCCUUGGGUUUGUACAAGCCAUUUUAAAUCAUUAAUAUUUUUUUUCCCUUUAAAAAAAAAUGCCUCACACCAAUAGCAGGCAAUUACUGACCCCCGCAAAUCCAUGAUACCAAAGCUGAAAAAAUUAUUUUUAUCAACUGCAAACUUUAAUUUUACGUUAAUCAUACUCUUGAGUUACAAAUGAUGGUAGGAUGGUGUUGUGGCCAUAAACCCUACCUUGUUGGCGUACCAUGUGGGGAAAUAGGAGGUGUAGCAGGGGAAGGGGGCCUGUUUGGAAUAUUUUGCUUCCUCAGGGAUUGUUCCUGCUAUGGUCUCGCUGGAGCCAAUUAAGUUAUAGUCGCUGAGACUGAGAAAUAAAGUCCCAUUGAGCUAUUUUUAUGAAGCUUUUUUGAUGCUGAUGUGCUUUAGUAAUCAAUGGUGGGGGAGGGACCACUGUUCAAUGUGGCUUUUCCUUUUCUGCCAAAGCGUGUUCUCCCUAGAAUGAGAGCACGGGUUGCGGUGUGGGCUGCCAGGCCAGCCCUCUGUUGCCAGGCAAGUUAAUGGCAACGAAUGGAUGACCGGGUUGCUGGGGCAAAUUGCAUGUAGCAAAUUGGGUGGGUGGGACCAUAGGUUUUAAAUAUUGGGUCACACUGCUUCUGCUUUCUCUUUCGCUGAGUGCAUCAGAUCACCCGCCUGCCUGCCCUGAGUUCUGGUUGACCUUGCUUUGACUGUCAUGGGGUCGCCUGCUUUUGGGGCAGGAGCCUAGUAGGAAUUUGUCCAUUUGGCUGAUUGGCUGGUGCCACUUGGUUUUUGCCUACUGCGUAGCAAUUCAUCACAACUUGUAAGGUUGCGGUUAGGCAUUGGUUAUAAAAAUUGGUGGAGGAGGGGUAAGGAUUGGCUGCGCCUGCCCCUCCAAUGGUGCUGGAAGGGAAUUCCGUUAAAGGAAUCCUGGGGCUUGCCACAAUUUCGUCCAAUCCCUGAAAUGGGACCAGGGCCAGCAAGCCUUGGGGAGCUGGUUGGGUGAGUGGUGAGGGACUGACGCUCAGCUCAACUGAUCCCCAACAUUGUCUUUCCCUUCACUGGCUUCCGAUGGAGUUCGCAAUGUCAGUUCUGUCCCAGGCGGGGGGACAGAUAGUCAUAACCAAUGUCUAAGCAACCACUCACAGAUUUUGUAUUUUAAUAAAGUUGUGGCCAAAAUAGUGCCCCGAAACCUUAAAUUACGUGUGAUGUGUGAAUUAUUUUGAGGGGUGGCAGUGAACAGCAACUUUUUAAAAUAAUUAAAAAUAAUCUAACAAAAAUACUACCAAAUGGAGGAUUUGUGUGAAUUUAUCAUGCAAAUUUAUUUAAAUCUAAUUGGUCAGUUAAAAAGGCUGGUUAUUUAUCAACUAAAUAUUCAGUAGGUUGAUAACUCUACUUUUGACACUUCUUCAAAGUUCCCUAAACCUUUGAUGCCCAUCAGCGUGCAGAACGUAGCAUUUAAAACGAGGGUUCUUUCAUUUUAAACUUUGUGUCAUCUCUAGUGUAAUGGGAGUUAAUGAUUAAGCAUUUGAGGAAACACAGAGUUUGAGUAGUCAAAUUGGCUGGAACCCAGCAAAAUAAUAAGUUUGCUCUGGGCAAACUAUUUUUUAAAAGUAGAUUCUCUUUCAUCUUCUUUUUUUUUCCCCUCAUGAUAUUUAUUAAAGUUACAAAAAAUAGAAGAAAUACAAAAUACAGAAAAAAGAGUAAAAAAUUUUAAAAUAUAACAAAAAAGUAAAGGAUAAAAAGAAACAUACAAAAUAAAACAGUUAAAAAGACAUUAAUUUUCCGAACCUAUCUUCUCUAGACUUAUUUCCCCGGACCUCCUCAUACCUCCCUUUUUUGUAUUCCAGUUCAGUUUGUUAGUUCAGCAAAUCCUUACCAUUAAACUUUGCCCAAUUGUAAGCCUUUUUUCAUAUCUCUUAAAGCAUUACAGCUAAAAAGCUCUUAGUUUCUAUCCUUCUAAGAUUCCUUAAUUUUACAAUAUUCCUUAAUUUUACAAUAUUUCUGUAAAUAGUCUUUAAAUUUCUUCCAGUCUUCUUUCACCGACUCUUCUCCCUGGUCUCGGAUUCUGCCAGUCAUUUCCGCCAGUUCCAUGUAGAUUCUCUUUCAUCUUCUUUUACUGUUAGGUUUCUAUUUUUAAAAAAUGAAAUCCUAUCUUGUCCUGGAGGGUCAUGAUCCCAUAACAGAGACUGUGACUAGAAGCAAUAUUCUUAGCUGUAAUGAAGUGGCUAAAGUUUUUCCUGAAGAAAAAAACCUGAUUCUCUUCUUUUUCUUUUUAUUAAAGCAGCUAACACAUUCUUUUCCAAACUGGUUUUUAUUAUUAUCUUUGUGUCCCCAGUUCCUAUUUCUACACAGUCUACUUGGUGACCUCAGAGGCGAGAACCUCUGACUAUUGUAGUUAUUGUCAGAAUCAUCUAGUUAUAUGAAAUAUCAAGAAGAUAAACACAACAAAGUUUUAAAAAUCUGCUUGCGAUUUCAUGCUAAUAUUGCACAGCAAGUAACAGCUCCAGUAGAGGUGCACCCCUUCUGCUGAACCCUAUCUUCCAGUUAUCAAAUCAUAACCACAAUAUUAUAAUUGAAUUACUACUUCUGUUGCUCAUAGCUCAAAUCCUGCCCGCGAAUUCAUCGUACUAUAAUAUUUCUUUAAAUAGACUGAAAAGGGCAUCCAUUCUUCCAUAAAACAGUCGUCACUGGAUUCUCUUCAUUUUGCUGUUAAUUUUGCCAGUUUUGCAAGGCCUGUUAUCUUACUUAUCCAUUCUUCAUUGGUUGGAACCUCAUCUUCCUUUCGUUUCUGCACUUACAAAAUCCUAGCUAAUUAUUUUAUUUUAUUUUAUUUUAUUUUAUUUUAAACACUCAUAUGCCACUGUCAUUAAAAUAUAUCGUAGUGGCUGGUGCCAUUUGGUUUUUGCCAACCGUGUAGCAAAUCGUCACAACUUUGUAGGUUUGGUGGUUAGGCAUUGGUUCAUUCUUUGGUGGAGGGGGUUAUGGAUUGGCUGUGCCUGCCCCUCAUUUGUUGUUGCUGCUGCUGCUAGGGAAUUCCGUUAAAGGAAUCCAGGGGCUCAAUUUGCUCUGUCUGAUCCCCUCUCAGGGGUAGGGCCAGGCCAGAGUUCCUGGGAGCAUCUGGGGUGAAGUAAGAGGCAGAAAUCCGCCUCUGUGCUCCCCCAGUAUGUUUUCCCUAACUGACCUCUGGAGGUUCCAGUUGUCAGUCCUAUUCCUGCCAGUGCAGGUUCAGGUAGUCUGAACCAAUGCCUAAGCAACCACUCACAUGCUGUAAUCAAUAAAGUUGUGGCCAAAUUAACACUAAAAAUCUUAAAUAUUCUGUGUCCUGCGUAAUUUAUUUUGGAGGGGGUUUGGGGGUCUUCACACGCAACAAACUAUUAGCAGUGACUUAUCGCUGUGGGUUAAACCACAGAGCCUAGGACUUGCUGAUGAGAAGGUUGGCGGUUCGAAUCCCCGUGACGGUGUGAGCUCACGCUGCUCAGUCCCUGCUCCUGCCAACCUAGCAGUUUGAAAGCACAUCAAAGUGCAAGUAGAUAAAUAGGUACCACUUCGGCGGGAAGGUAAACGGCAUUUCCGUGCGCUGCUCUGCUUUGCCAGAAGCGGCUUAGUCAUGCUGGCCACAUGACCCGGAAGCUGUACGCCGGCUCCCUCGGCCAAUAAAGCAAGAUGAGCGCCGCAACUCCAGAGUCGGCCACGACUGGACCUAAUGGUCAGGGGUCCCUUUAUCUUUACCUUUAUCAUGAUAUGUGAACUGGACCUUUGGCUUAUUGGACUGAGUGGGAGCUGUGAAGAAGCAAGCCACCUCCUAUCUGUGUAGGCUGCUAUGGCUUCUUUUUGUGACCAAGAAAUGUUGGCAGAAUAUUGGAAACUGAAACAUAUGCAUAGCAAAAGGGUGCUGAAUUGGAAAAGAACAGUGUGUCUGAGCAAGCCUACUGAGGAUUGGCUAUUCCGAAAAUAAAACUGCUAUAUUUAGCCGCUUCAGGAAAUUAACGUAUUGUUGGUGUAACACUUGGACUGCGAUAAAUCUGCCCUCUAGUUGAUCUCCAAGUGGCAGUCAUGUUCAAAACACCCAUAGCUAGAGGACUUGCACAGUGAAACUCAUUGCACUUUUCAAAUCCGAUAAAUUACUCGAGAAGCUAAGAAACUUAAAAGAUCGUUUUUAUCAUUCCCCUUCCACAUAAUUAAUCAUAUGGUUGCUUACGGAUAUUGUGGUGCUGUGAUAGGAUGCUGAAAUACUAUACAAUGGACUUGGUUUUUUUAAGGGUUGUUUUGUUGUUGUUAUUGAGCACAUUGCUGCCCUCUGGUGUCUAAGAAUGCUGAAACUCCCACUAGAAAGCAGAACUUGUAAGUUUUAUUACAGACCAUUUUGUGUGUGGAAUUUUUAAAACGGCAGCUUUUCCUGUUCAUGGCAGAAAGGACGUUAGAAGCAUGAACUCCUAAGCCAGCCAUUUUGUGAGGGCUUUCCUGCAGCUUCUUGGUCCAAACUUUGGUAACAAACAUUCCUUGUACCCCUUCUAUUACUAGCUGGUGAAAUAACACGUAAUAAUGACGUAUGGGUACAGAGUAUGUAACUAAAGAGAAUGUUUCGAAAGCCCUGCAUGGUGAAAUGCUCUUGUACUUGAACUCUCAUGCCUGAAGUCAUAACUUUCAUUUCAUUUCAUAAUAACAAUAACAAUAUUAUUAUUUUAUUUAUAUGCCACCCAUCUGACUGGGUUGCCGAGGCUCCUAACAAAAUAUUAAAAGCACAAUAAAACACCAGCCGUUAAAAACUUCCCUGAACAGGGAUGCCUUUGGGUGUCUUCUAAAAGUCAAAUAGCUGUUUAUCUCCUUGGCAUCUGAUGAGAGGGUGUUCCACAGGGUGGGCGCCACAGCCGAGAAGGCCCUCUGCCUGGUUCCCUGUAACCUCACUUCUCGCAGCGAGGGAACCACCAGAAGGCCCUCAGAGCUGGACCUCAAUGUCCAGGCUGAACAAUGGGGGUGGAGACCCUCCUUCAGGUUUACUGGGCCGAGGCCACUUAGGGCUUUAAUGGUCAGCACUAACACUUUAAAUCGCACUCAGAAAUGCACUGGAAGCCAGGGGAGAUCCUUUAGGACCGGUGUUGUGUGGUCCCAGCAGCCACUCCCAAUCAGCUGCUGCAUUCUGGAUGAGUUGUAGUUUCUGAGUCACCUUCAAAAGUAGCAUUGAAGUUGUCCAAGCAGGAGAUAACCAGAGCAUGCACCACUCUGGCAAGACAGUCUGCAGGCAGAUAGGGUCUCAGCCAACAAACCAGAUGGAGCUGGUAGACAGCUGCCCUGGACACAGAAUUGACCUGUUUCUCCAUGGACAGCUGAGAAUCCAAAAUGACUCCCAGGCUGCACACCUGGUCCUUCAGGGGCACAGUUUACCCAUUCAGGACCAAGGAGUACACAGGGUUUUGAUACGUAGGAAUGUGUAUCAUUGCUGUUCCCCUCCCCCCAUUGUUCAGGUACAGCUAGUUUCUCAGUAGCUUCAGUUGGGAAGUUAUUUCUCUUUUAAGGCGCAUUGGGUGCUAUUUUCAUUAUGUCUGAUGAAGUCAUAUCUUGAGUGUGUGUCUGGCUUCCCUUCUGCUUUUGUUAGCGAUAGCACUCUUCCCACCUUAGAUCAAAUCUAUGCUGCCAGGUGCCAUAAGAAAGCGGCAGAGAUAGCACAUGAUAGUACGCAUCCCGGAAAUGAUCUCUUUCAGCUUCUGCCUUCUGGAAGAAGGUAUAGGGUUAUAAAGGCCAGGACUAGCCGCCUGAAAAACAGUUUCUACGCUAAUGCAAUUCUGGUUCUAAAUGCAGCAUAAGGGGUUUCUGUAGUAUAGUGUGUUUUAAAAUGGGGUUUUAGAGUUUUUAGGGGGUUUUGAAUGUUUUAUGUAAUUUUGUAGUAGUUUUAUGUAGUUUUUACGUAGUUUUAUGUAGUUUUUACGUAGUUUUAUGUAGUUUUUAUGUAGUUUUAUGUAGUUUUCAAUUUCAUUGUUCCGCAAGGGACAAUGACAAUAAAGAUAUUGUAUCGUAUCGUAUCGUAAACAAACAGAAACAGCUCCCUUUCUUCGUUUUCUCUCUAGCAACCUUAUCUAGAAAACACUUGUGCCUUUCAUCUUUCAGCCAAUCAAAGCAGUAGUUUGUUUCGCAAGAAAAUGAUUUCCACAACCCAUUUCAUGAGAACCUUCAUAUCACCUUUAGUUUCUGUUCUCGGCCACCAACCCUACUCGCCCCUCAAAAACAGAGCCAAGUCUCACAAGACCCUCAGGCACCUGACCUGAUCACAAAAAAGGCAUGUUCUGCAUAUUUUUGGUCUUCUUGAAAACAGGUGUGUGUGUGUGUGUGUGUGUGUGUGUGUCCGCAAGCCUCAAGCUGCACUACAAACUUGAUAUGUAGAAUUGCAUCCUAAAUAUGCUCAACAACCUUUGUUCUAAAAUCUCGGUUAUAAAAGCAGAUACAGUGAUACCUUGGUUCUCGAACAGCCUAGUUUACGAACAACUUAGAACCCGAACGUCGCAAACCCGGAAGUGAGCAUUCCGGUUCUUGAAUUAUUUUUUGGAAGUUGAACGUGUCCUGAGCUUCCGUUUUUAGUGUUGCGCUUCCAUUUUUAGAGAGACCACGCUGAUUGGGGAGGUGGGGAGAAGCGUCCCGGCAGCGCUCUGCAGACCAUCUGCUUUGACGUGAGAGAGAGAGAUCAAAAGAUCGCACUGACUGGGACAGUGGGGAGAAGCAUUUUAGGGGUAGUUUUUCAACAGCCUGGAAUGGAUUAAUGAAUUCCAUUUUGCAUUACUUUCUGUGGGAAAGCGCGCCUUGGUUUUGGAAUGUUUUGGUUUUGGAACGGACUUCCAGAACGGAUUAAGUUCAAGAACCAAGGCACUACUGUAUUAUAGUUUGGUGCACUGUACAUCUUUUGUAAAUGGGGGCAGAGAUCAAGGUAGGGUUGAAACAUAACGGUGUGCCCCUGACCGAUGCCAGUUCUUCCAAUAGCCUCACUUUGCUCAGCAAAUUAUCUUUCUAGUUCCUCUUUGAAUCAGGAUAUCAAGAUCACACUGAUCACUGCAGAUAUCAGCUCAACUUAUUUUAAUGCAAGCAGCGUAGAAUGUGUCAGGAAUAUAACAAUGCUACGCACAUUUCUCCUUGCAGUGAAUAUCCCUGCUAGGAGAUGGGGGAGCUCGUAUGUGAACUUCCCUGCUUCUGGAGAAAUAGAGUUUGGACAGGCUAUGGCCCCUUUAGCAGAAAAGAACUUUUGUAAAGUAGUUUUCGAAAUCUCUUGUUUGGUAGUGGUAAAAUCCUUGCUGUUUGCAGUCUCUUGUACAAUUUGUACAUGGGCAUGUUAUUCAUAUGCGUUCCUUGCCACUUUCCUUAGGAAUGUCCCAGUGGGAUUGUUAAUGAAGAGACCUUCAAAGAGAUUUACUCUCAGUUCUUCCCACAGGGAGGUGAGUACUCCGCGCAUAAUUAGUCUUGUUUGCAUGCACAACCAAUUGCCAUAAUUGCUUUGAAAUUUGGCCUAAACAGGUUGUUGUUCUAGUUAAUUAAGCCUUUUAUACUACUUAAUGGGUGGACAGAAGUACUUCAGGGUUUUAAUUAAAGAGUGGAAAUACCUACUAGCAAUAUCUAUUUAUAAAAGCACACAAUCUGCAAUUUGUUUGCUUAGAUGUACAGCUUGCUCCAUCCCAAAGGCUCUGGACAAGUAACAAAAGCAAUAGUUAAAUUCAUAUAUUCCCUGUCACCCUGUUUACUAACAAAGCCUUGAGGUCCCAAAGGAGCCCAAGUGGGUAGGGUCUUGCAAAACUCAGUACUGAGCUUUGGGGAAACUGCAGCAGGAGGGAGAUCUGCUUAAAUCAUCUGAUUGGCGGUGCUUGAAAAGCCCCUGUGCAAAGCACAUUGUCAGGUCUUGCUAAAACCCUUUCUAUCUUGUGGAGCGCUUUGAAAAGGGCAAAAAAGCCCACCUGAUGUCAUGGUGUUGUCUAAACCACUGAGCCUCUUGGGCUUGCUGAUCAGAAGGUUGGAGUUUGAAUCCCCGCGACGGGGUGAGCUCCCAUUGCUCUGUCCCAGCUCCUGCCAACCUAGCAGUUCGAAAGCACGCAAAUACAAGCAAACGGUGUUUCCGUGCGCUCUGGUUUCCGUCACAGUGUCCCGUUGUGCCAGAAGCGGUUUAGUCCUGCUGACAACAUGACCCGGAAAGCUGUCUGUGGACAAACACCGGCUCCCUUGGCCUGAAAGCGAGAUGAGUGCCACAACCCCAUAGUUGCCUUUGACUGGACUUAACCGUCCAGGGGUCCUUUACCUUUACCUUUUACCAUGCGAUUACCACAGGGUGGGGGAGAUCAUGACUUGGCCCACCACCCAGAUCCAGUUCCCCAUCCAUGACUUAGACAAGGGACAAAUAUUAUAAAGAUAUGGUUUCUUGGAUAGUAAUAAAGUAGAAUGGAUUAAAAAAAAGUUAAAAGUAAGGUUAGAUUAAAAGUCAACAAGAUAUGUAGAUAUCCAUCAUUCAUUCAUUUCUCUUCUCUGUUAAAUUCCCAGCAUCUUAAUAUUAAAGCAAAUAAGCAGGCAGAUCUUCAGAGCACUGUAUGUCCACUCAAGCAAAAAACACUUUAUCAGAGAGGCUUCUUAGCUACAACUUUGGAAUACAGUCGUUCCUCGGAAGUCAAACGGAACCUGUUCUGCAAGUCCGUUCGACUUCCAAAAUGUUUGGAAACCAAAGCGUGGCUUCCGAUUGGCUGCAGGAGCUUCCUGCAGCCAAUCGGAAGCCACUGAAGCCCCGUCGGACAUCUGGGUUCUAAAGAAUGUUCGCAAACCAGAACACUCACUUCUGGGUUUGCGGCGUUCGGGAGACAAAAUGUUCAACUCGCAAGACAUUCAGGAUCCAAGGUACGACUGUAUUCACUCUACAAGGCCAUAGCAUGGAACAGCGAGGCUCCAUUUUUUAUUCAAACAAUAUCCAAAAAGUCAAAAUAUUAUUUAGCCCCGAAGUGUCUAUAAGAAAGGCCCAUUAACUUUCCUCCAACUCUCAUUGCAGACUUUGGUUCUCUGUUAAAUGGGUAGCCAUCAGGGCCAUCUAGAGUCUGUCAUAUGUUUGCGUGUGAAUAUCUUAAUUAUAAUCCCGACAUUGCUACACAUAUAAUGAACCAUAGAAAAAGAAAUUAACUACAAGUGCUCUUAACAUUUGCACAGAGAUUUUUUCCUUUGUUGUUCUUGCGAUUUAAUUUGAAUCCAUUCAAGAGUUGGCCUUGGAACCUUGCCGUGCUCCCUCUACUGAAAUCUCUUUGCCACCCUAAUCUCCAAAAUCUAAAAUAAAGCCCUCACUGAAGAGUUUAAGCUUGCCUGUUCCAAGUGUUCUAACUGAUAAAGAGUCUUUAAUUGUGAAAAUAAAAGUUGGAGAUUUAAGAGGGCCCACCCUCCUGCGAAAUUGCUGCGAGUUCGUGAGAACUGGCAACACAGUAGAUAAUUCUUUAUAAGCUCUAUAUGUGCCUGUAUGUUCACAAUUAUUCCCCUCCUACAGUAUCUUACAUUUGUGUGCGCAGAAGGAAAUGUAGGCGGCAGUUUAAGCGUGAGUCAAAUCCUAAAGCUGGUGUGGAUUUGAGAUUCCCCAAUUAUCUCUGUGGGUUUUCCUUUGUUUUGCUAGGCUUGCUCCUUUCUCUCAACAAAACUAGGCAUUUGUCACUGGUAAUUUCCAGAUCUUAUACAUUUGAGUAUAGUGUGGGUCAUAUGCAAUCGCCCACUUAGUCUUCUUUUCCCUCUCGUUACUCAAUAUUUUGUUCUAGCAUUUAUUACGGCUUUUCUGUCUUCAACGUUUUCCCCCUUUGUAUAUUUUAUCAGCUACAUGGCCAGGGUAUAAUUGUGUUUUCACUUGUCGUUCUUUAAGAGCAAUCCAGUGGGGAUUUCUCUUGGGCAAGUCCCAUUGAAUUGAAUAGGAGUUGCGCACAAUCUCGUGCUCUUAAGACAUUCUUCACCAGAUCUUUCCAGUUGAAGAUGCCAUUCAUUCACUUUCUCAUGUUGGGGAAAAAAGGCACAAGGGGGAGAACCACAGCUUGGUGGUCCAACAUCUGCUUUGCAUGCAGGCGGAUUUGUGUCUCGUGUGUCCCAAUGUUCAUGGAAUCUUAAGAGUUGGAAGGAACCACAAUGGGCAUCUAGUCCAACCCUCUGCAAUGUAGGAAUCUUUUGCCCACUGUUGAGCAUCUCCAAGGGACUCUGGGAAUGUCCCCUGUCUGAAAUCCCAGAGAAGAAUCCCAUGGAGGGCCAGUGUUGUACAGUGGUUAGAGUGUCUGUCGGACAUGAUCCUGGGAGAGCAGGGUUCAAAUCCCCACCUGACAUGAAGCUCACUGGUUGGCCUUGGGCCAGUCACUACCUCUCAGCCCAACCCACCUCACAGGGUUGUUGUGGGGGUUAAAUGGGGAGGAGGGACCAUGUGCGCCACCUCGAUCUCCUUAGAAGGAAAACAAGUAGGAUAUAAAUGCAAUAAAUAAUAGCAAUAAUAAAUAAUCCCAGUUCGUGUCAGCAAUACUCAAUGGCCUAACUUGGUAUAAGACAGAUUCCUAGCAAGACGGGCAGAAUUUUGUGGACCUAAUGGAAGUCAGCUUUAAUUGUCAACAACAACAGUUCCAGAUUAUUAUUUUGUUUUAUCUGGAUGUUAAAAAGUAGGUGCCUCCCAUUGUUCAAAACACCCUCAGCAGUGUGUGUGUUCAAAAACAGACAUUACAAAAAGAAAAACAAGAAACCUGGUUAAAACAGGCUUGUUGGUUUCUGGUUGAGUAAGACCGUGACGCUCCGGCUUUCCAAAUUUAAUUUGUUUUCUUAUAGGCUUUAACCACUUUAACCAUUCCACCCCACCACCUGAACCAAGGUGAACAUUUAAGGUACCACUCCUGCCCCACCUUCUGAGCCAGCAAAGUAAUAAGUCUACCCUCCGACGUCUGAUUAGACAUGAUGAGUAGUUGCUGUGAAUGUGCCAAUGUUGCACUGAGAACGAAGCUAUUGAAGCCCUGAUAUUGCAUGGUCUGAGUCUCUUAAGGUGUUAGCACUCUGUAUUGCUUCCUGCUGCCACCUGUCAGAAUGCUAAUAUAUCAUAAUAGUUAUCAUUACUGGGUGCAAAACCAGAAACCUUAUUUAUUUUUUUAAAAAAGAAAAACCUGAAACACUCCCCCUCUCUGUCCUGAUUUAUAUUCCAGACUUAGUGGGAGAGAAGUCACAUUAAGUAGCUCUAAUUAAAAGCUUAAGGACUUCAACCUUUGGCUUAUGUUUAAUCACAAUUGUCUUCACUGCCUUGGAUAUUUUAUUGAAUGAAGGCUGUGAAACCACUGGAAUUAACUGAAAUGUAUUAAAGGUAAAGUCCUGUAAAUCUGGUAUUCUUUAUUGAUUUUUGCAGAGUGUCGUUUAAAACCUUUGAUUCUGUUCAGUGGCUGCAAUCUGACAAAUGACACGAUGAAAGCACACGUUGCUUGUUUUCCUAUUUAUUUUUUAAAUUACCACAUACCAAUAAAGAGAAAAAUGCAAGAAAUGAAAGAAGAAAAUAGUGUUUAAACUGGUUACCGUAAUUAUAUAGGGAAUAAAAUUCUAAUUAAUUCAGGAUCCUACAAAUCAGAAUCACCAUUAGAAGACAGCAAUCCUAUGGCUCCUAGGAGGAUAUUCCGGGUCCUGUAGGAUUUUGCAAAUCUCCCUCUCCCUGGUCCCUCCUAGCCAUGUUGAAAAGGACCGCUACCAUUUGCCUUCCACUGUUCUCGCUUUGCCAUUGGAAAUGGCAAAAGGGACACAGAUGGAUUGGAGGAAAGUUUGAGCCCAUGGCAUCUACAGCCCUCCCAUUCUCCCCAAACACCACCAGGACGGGGCAUGAGGGGGGGGGUGUUGUGCCAGGCUUGGUUCUGGUAUAUAUUUUUUUCCUUUCAGCCAACCCUGGCCAGCACAAGACAGGCAGAACAUGGAAUUUGGUGGUUUGACUGCUAACAGAUUGUUCUUAUUCCCCUCCUUAGAUGGUUCUAUUAGGAAGGAAGGGAGAAGAGGCAAUGAUUUGCUGUAACAAAAUUCCUCAUGGUGCUAUGUUAUAUACUGUACAGCGGCUAUUGCAGAAAUAAUAAUAAUAAUAAUAACAGCAGCAGCAGCAACAACAACAACAAUAAUAAAAUAAAUAAAUUUAUUUCUACCCUGCCCAUCUGACUGGGUUUCCCCAGCCAUUCUGGGCAGCUCCCAACAGAAGAUUAAAAAGAGAAUAAAAUUCAAACAUUAAAAACUUCCCUAAACAGCGCUGCCUUCAGAUGUCUUCAGAAAAUGAAAUGGGCCUCUGUACUAGUCUAGAUAUGCAUGCUAAAUAAAGAUUGAAAUCCUUUUAUUCAAAUAAGAUUGGUUUCAUUGGAAAUACUUUAUUUCCAUUCGAAAAUUCUAGGCAGCUAACAACCAUCCCAUAAAAAUGAUAAUCAGAAAACUUUAAACGAAAACAAAACAAAAGGUUGCUGAUAACACCGGCAUAGUUUUUUUUUUGAGGUUUAAAAACAAUGGUGUGCAAAUAUACUGUUGAUUGAUGGGUUUCAGUUUAAUUCUGAAUGUUUAUAGCUGUGGGACCUUUGGGCCUUUGUGAACCUUUCUUCUCCUCUGAAAUUCUUUUUCCUGUCAUAGCAUAUUUCCCAUAACACAAUCAAUAAUAUCGUCUAUAUAGUGCAUUUCUGAAUAUUGUAAACUCUUACAGCAUAGUACAGUAUUAUUAAUAUUACUGUUAGACAACAUCCAGUGAUUUCAUUGGGAAUGUUAACUGUGGACUCAGCUACAUUAGUGAAAAAACAGUGUUUUGAAUUCGUUAUAAACAUGCAACACCAGGUGGCGGUGGAGAGCAAAAAAAAAAGUUUGUGAUUUUCCAUAGUCUUUUUCCCCCCUUUUUGUUAUAACGAUUCAGUUUCUGACUUAUUUAUAGCAUUUCUUCCACUCUAUAAAGUGCUACAUUUUGGUUGGACUGCAUCCAUUAAUUAUGAUGAUGGUGAUCAAAAUCACAAGUGAUUUUUUUGACAGCUGUUAUAAAAAAAAAGUGACGAGUCUUUAAAGAAAUGUGAAUAAGCGUAUGUAUAUAUCAACAUGUGUUCUUAUCAAUAUCAACAGAUGUUCUUAGAAUACACACCUUACUUUAACCUUGAACAUAACAAAAAGCAAGGCUUUGGUGGACAUUGCUGAAUAUUACCCUCUUCCUUUUCAAACUGCAUUAUGAAAUAGUCUGAGAAUUCUGAGAAUGCAGAAUUUGAGAUACUUAAAUUAGCUCCGCAGCAAUAGACACACACACACCAGUCUAGAGAUUCACAUGUGCUUAAAUGCAUGCAUGAAUCUUUGCAUAUGUUCCAGUGCUUGGACUUGAUCUGUGCAUCUCUAGGGUAUUUUUUGUGGAAACAGAAAUACAGAUCCAUAAAUAAUUUUUGGGUAGUAUCUGGAUAAUAGCCAAAGCACAGCUCAUGCCACUUGGUCUGUUUUUCUGAGGACUUCUGGCUAAUAUUUAUUGAAAGAGGUGUUAUAAGAAAAACUGCUCCUUUUCCCUUAUGAGGUACCCAAGGGCCCAUAUAGAGUCCUUAUGUAGGUUCUCUAUCGGUAGGAGAAAAUAACAGAGGCCAACCAGAGAAUAUUGAGAAGCAAAGCAGCUAGUAAGCCUGAUCUUUAUUAAACUGUUGCAACAGGGUCCCCACUCACCACACGCAGGAGGGAGGAGGAACCUAGAACAAUGGUGUGCAAGCCCUUAUAUAGACUUUUGAAAUUGCCCAGUCUGUAGCUCAAGGCCAUCCCCCAAAACACCAUACAUACUUCACAGAAGGGGCGACCUACAGCAGAAAACCUGUCUGCCAGGAUACCUGAUAAUGGUCACCGACUGCUUUUCCCUGGGCAUCCUGGCCAUUCUUUUGUGGUGGCAAAUACUCAGUUCCUGAAUCCAGGUCAUAGGUAAAGGGACCCCUGACCAUUAGGUCCAGUCGUGGCCGACUCUGGGUUGCGGCGCUCAUCUCGCUUUAUUGGCCGAGGGAGCCAGCGUACAGCUUCCGGGUCAUGUGGCCAGCAUGACUAAGCCGCUUCUGGCGAACCAGAGCAGCGCACGGAAACGCCGUUUACCUUCCCGCCAGAGUGGUACCUAUUUAUCUACUUGCACUUUGACGUGCUUUUGAACUGUUAGGUUGACAGGAGCAGGGACCAAGCAACGGGAGUUCACCCCAUCACGGGGAUUUGAACCGCUAACCUUCUGAUCGGCAAGUCCUAGGCUCUGUGGUUUAACCCACAGCGCCACCCGCGUCCCUAUUCAUACACAAAUAUAUACCCUUAAGACAGGAUUUGUGAGCAAAGAGACAAUGGGGAGGUUUUUCCAUUUCCUUCCUCCUUACAGAGAAACAUUUGAGGUCAAUUUGGGAGAGUCAAAAUGGUUUCAGGACUGUUUUCGUGUACUGUUUCAGACAUGUGGUUUAUAGAUCCAUGCAUGUGUUUGCCUGGUGCAUCCAUGGACAUUUUAUAUCUUAGACCUUAUAAUUUUCAUAACAGAGGAAAAUAAGAAUUACGUUGGGGGCGGUGGUAUAUGGUAAAUGGACUAGUUCCCUAAAUGUUCCCAGUAAAUUAAAGUAUUAAAGCCUGGCGAUGAAUUCCACUGGUUGGGGGGAAAAUGUUCUUCUUUAUAAGGCUGCUGAAUUAAGUUUCUUUAUUAAUGCAAUUAAUAAGGAACAACCUUGUUUACAUUGCAGAUUCCACAACAUACGCACAUUUUCUGUUCAACGCAUUUGACACAGAUCACAACGGAAGUGUGAGUUUUGAGGUAAGCCUGUUUAUUUCUGUUCUUGUCACCUGGUUUCUCUAGUACGAUCUGAUCCAGCCAAAGUUUAAAGUGCCUUUGAUUCCAGUGAGAGGGUUAAGCAUAUUUUUCAGAACUCUCCCACAGAGUUCAACAGGGCUGCACUUCAGUUUUCUGAACUAUCAUGACUUUUCAAAGUUUCAUUAACAACAACGAAGCUGUAAUGUAUAAAAAAGAUACGCAAAUGAUCAGAAAGGUCUUAAAUGGAAUGUGUUGUAUCUUUACUUGCAAUCUGGAUUUAGUAGGACUUACUCCAAGAAAGAAACAGAAAUUACUGUAAAAGCUCAUAAUUGUAUCAAUAUUUUACUAAAUAUGCAAAGAUUAACCGAUGCUUUAAUAGCAUAGUAAAAGCCAAUAAAAUAUUACCUUAGACAAAUUCUGAUUUAUUCUAGCCCUCCUACUUUCAUUCCCCUGUUCCCUGACGAAUUGAUAUCAGUUAGGAAAAGGUUAAAAUGAGUUCUGCUAUGAAACUAGAGAAAGAAGGAAAAGGAUGUGGAAAAGGGAGAUCUUUUAAUUUGCCAGGGUCAAUUCUUCAUCUUCAACUUCCUUCGUCUUCCAAUACAUUCCUUGUUUCUAUAUGUUAUUCUAAAUGUGAGAUUAAAAUAAGGUUAGUAGUAUUUUCCAUGAGGACGAGUGUUUUUCUUUUAAAAUAGGGGUAGUGUCUGCCAGAAGUGACCAGGCUUGGAAUUCUAAAGUAUUUGCUAGCAAUAUGCGGGAUAAAGCCUUUAAGGUUGUGACCCAAAAGCUCAGUCCCUUACAUGUAAGCUGUUUUGACAUCAGUAGCAUGUACAUCUCUAAGUAAAUGUUCUUAGGCUCAGAUAUAAAUCUGCUAUGUUGCUAGGGGUGAAUAAAUAAUCUCCGUCUGGUUUCCUCAGAUGACACAAGUGAAAUAUGCGUUAACCCUGUUGAAAAAAGAGACGCUGUUUGUUUACCGUGGUUCUCUUUCCCUCCGUCGAAGUGUUCCUUACACAUUCUUUUCAACAGACAGGGGCGAAAAUAUAGGGGACCUAUUGCUAGGUUUGUUUAAUCACAGGCAAUUCCCAGUCCUGUCCCUGAAUGCUUGUCCGUCAACUCUCAUGUCAAAAUGGCUUUCGGAAAGCUCGUGCUGCCGACCAGCAGAAUGGCGGAUGCCUUCAUUUGCAGCUUGGGAACAUCUCCUCUUUUCUUUCUAAUCUCAGAGUAUCAGAGCCCAGAGAGAGGCUCUUGGCACCAACACUUCAAAACAGAUCCCAUGAAAUCUUUUAUGUGCCUGUCUGCUGAUCCAUCCUUUCUAUUGUCUGGAGCAAAAUAUGAAGGAGUAGGGUUUUUUGGUCAUCUUUUCGCCUCCCUUAUAGCUCAAACGGUAUUUUGGUGCUUGUGAACAAUGCUAUAUGAAGAGUGGGAGAUUUCUGAAAGGAGUAUGAGUUUGAAUAGGCAGGGAGGAAAGCAAACAGGUUUACCAACAGAGCUAUUUUCAGACGCAGUCCUAUUAGCGUGCCAACCAGAACGACCAGAUUCAGGUUUUUUGUUUCCUAUCACAUCACAACAGAACAGCCACAAGAAAGCCGUAAUUUUUUUGUUGGCUUUCUUUAGGAUGUUGCUGCAUUAUAAUGUUUAUAAAAUACAGGAAUGCAUCAGGCCUUCACAAUCUUGGUCUUUGUUACUGGCUAUGUUAAGAAAGUUAUUUUCAUUUUACACAGGCCAACAUGCACUUAGCUCCAGCAAAUGUUCUCUCUGUGUGUAAGUCCGAUGGACGGUUCUAAUCCUUGAUUCCAACGAGUGCUAAUGGGGCUGCCGGUGAUUAUAGUGCCUCAUGGAGCCUCUUCCCUUGGGGUUUUAAGCCGAUAAAAUCAGGAUGUGCCAUGAAUUAGCUAGAUUGGGUUAGAGGUUGGGGAAAGAGUCUGCAUUUUCCUGAGUCUUUUUCCCGAUAUGCAGAGCCCACAAGAGUAUUGUUCAUUGAUCAACAUCGAGGUCAGCAACUACAACCUCACCUUUCUUGCUCUGUUUGAUGUAGUUUUGCUUUACAUAAAAAAAAUAAUGGGAGCCUUGUUGGAUCAAGCCAAAUGCUUGCCUCCUAUUUCAUCCUAGUCUCACAGUGGCCAACCAGAAAUAAAUUCCCAGUAACUUUCAGAUUACUUUUAUUCCUCUCGGGAUGAAGCUUCUAUAUUACUAAAUUAAUUGAGUUUAUUGCCCAUAGGCUAACGCACAAGUGCAGAAGAAGACUACUUUCUCAUACAAAAUUGGAUGUACCACUUAUUGUUUGUUCUAUUUUAGGCCACCCUCCAGUAUAAAUAAUCCCAAGGUGACUCACAGCUGUUUUUACACUUCUAUAAUGUUGUUAUCAGGAAUUCUCUGUAAUAAAAUAGUUAUUCACUGUAUGUUCAAUAGGCCAGUCCUGCAUGCUCAGCCCUAGUUGCUUUUGUUAUUUGUGCUUGUUCUUGCCGGGACAGGGAUAGCUCAGUCAGUAGAGCAUGAGACUCUUAAUCCCAGGGUCACGAGUUCAAGUUGUGAAAAAAGAUACCAGCAUGGCAGGGGGUUGGACUAGAUGACCAUCAUGGUCCCUUUCAACUCUACAGUUCUAUUAUUCUAUACUUAGCCAUUGGUCCCUAACUUUGGACUGUCAGCUUUCAUGCUUUGGGUCUUCCAUGCGAGGGAUGGAGGCAAAACUGCCAUUCUGUUUUGAGGUCAACCUUGUUUGGUUUUGGUUUCUGCAGAUAUUUUUUAAAAAGCAGCCUCGUUAUGAUGGCAAAUUUUGCAUCUCAACCACAGACACACGCACACGGAGAUAAUAGAAGUAUAGGGUCACCAAGUCCAAACCUCUGCAUUGCAGGACUCACAGCAAAAUAGAUGGAAAUAGAUCUUUUAUUAAUCCACCAUCUUGCUCUCUUUCAGGAUUUUGUUAUGGGCCUUUCAAUUUUACUCCGGGGGACGGUACAAGAAAAACUCAACUGGGCUUUUAAUCUGUAUGAUAUAAAUAAGGACGGCUGUAUAACUAAAGAGGUGAGGAGACCAUUUCACUCACUGUAAUUUGAAAACACUUGUCAUUCCCCCCCCCAUUUUUUAUUAGUUUUCACAAUAUUAUAAACAAACAAACAAACACACACACAAGACAAACAAACAUAGCCUUAUUGAAAAUUACAGUUAUUAACUUUAAGUGACUUCCUCGCUUCCCUUUGGUUGAAUUUCAUUGCAUGCCCUUUUAACAGUUUUCCAAAUCCCAAUUUUUAUAAAAUUUAACUUAAGCAUUAACAUCCUUAGAUCUUCACCUUAUGAAAUUAAACAUAUUAAUUCAUCACUUAACAUAAAUAAAAUCCUUAGCCCAUUAAGUAUCUGCAAGCUAUUUUCAGUUAGUUUAACUUAGCAAAUUUAACUACAUAAUCAUUAAAUUUAUUCCAUUCUUCCUGAUACUCCUCCUCCUUCUGGUCGCGGACUCUUCCGGUUAGGUCGGCUAGCUCCGAAAAAUCCAUCAUCUUCAUCUUCAUCACUUGUCAUUAAUUGCAUGUAACGGGGCUGCUGUUUAUUGGUUUUAGUAGAUUAAUUCCAGGACUAGGGACUGCUAUCCCAAAUGGCUGUAGUCUAAGAGGCGAAUAACAGGAUCCCUUGUAUACAGAACAUUGGGACUCACUCACCUCUGCUCCAGUGCGAGAUCUCGUGAUAACACUGCCAAAUGCUUCUGCUUCAAGCAUCUGCUUGGGUUGCUUCCGCACUCAAGCUAACCUCUCCAUGCACACCAGUCACCUGCCCACCCAGGCUAAGUUAUGCAAACAGCCAAAUCAAGCGCUAAAGUUGCCGUCAUUCCAUUUCUGUCGGCAUGUGUGUACAUUUGCAAGUUUGAGUACUCACUCGGAAGCAAACUCUCUCCAAACAAGGGAGAGAAGAAAAUUCAGUAUAGCAAAAGGCGGCAGGACAGCAAACCUACAAGAGGGAGUGAGCAAGUGUCUGAUUUGGCCAAAUAACCAUUUGAAAUGAAAUUUAAUUCAGAUUUGUCCCUGCCAGCUGCUUGACUUUGUUUAGUGUCUUCUUUUCAAUGCAAAUUGAACCUCUGUUAAGUAUAAAGACCGAGUCUCCUUACUUUAAAUGGAAUUCACUCAGCAUUCCAAUAAUGGGAGGGGUUUGCUAUGAUGGUUCCUGAAACAAGAGGCACAAUGGGGUUUAUCUCAAUCUUCUGCUUCCACCUGAUGGCCAUUUCUUACACUGCUUUUGAAAGAGGCAGGUGGAAUAUUAGGGGAAAUAGUGUGCUCGGUCCCUGCUCCUACCAACCUAGCAGUUCGAAAGCACACAGUGCAAGUAGAUAAAUACUUCCUUCGGGAAGGUAAACGGCGUUUCUGUGCGCUGCUCUGCUUUGCCAGAAGCGGCUUAGUCAUGCUGACCACAUGACCCGGAAGCUGUACUCCGGCUCCCUCGGCCAGUAAAGCGAGAUGAGUGCCGCAACCCCAGAGUCAUCCGUGACUGGACCUAACUGUCAGGGGUCCCUUUACCUUUACCUGGGUCAGAUAAAAUGCUUCUGUAGGCAUGUAAACAUCUGAUUUAUCCAGAGAUGGCAUUUCUACAGGAAAAUGUGUUUCCACUGCAAAAGACAGCUGGGGAUAGCUGCAACACGCAGCAACUUAAGAAAUGUUGAUUUCUAGCAGUUCAUGCAACUACUUUUUCAUCAUUGCAAAUGAAACAUCUGCACAUUAUUUUUGGGAAGGUUUUUCGCUUCUAUGCUAGCAAGGCUUCUGUCUUGUAAAUGCAACUCUUUUCCCAAUUGUGCAUUUUCCACUGCAUAUUUUCCUGCUCACUUUAAUGUUUUGUUCCCUCCCCAACAGGAAAUGCUGGACAUUAUGAAAGCUAUAUAUGAUAUGAUGGGGAAAUGCACUUAUCCUGUUGUCAAAGAAGAUGCCCCAAGACAACACGUGGAAACGUUUUUCCAGGUAGGUAAGAUUUGAGGGGAGGGGAGCCAGGUGAAAUGAUGGUCAUAAUUAUCGUACUGAUAGUUUGCAGUGUGGCUAUGUAACCUGCUCUUCUUGCUUUGUUGCCUAUACUAAUUUGAUUAAGCAAAUCCCCUUCCUUCUUCAUUUCCGUUUUUGUCUUGCCUACUUUGCAAGUCUUUCAUUUGGGUGGGUAAAAUGUUUGAGACGCCCGCAAAUUUGAAGCUCAGCACCUGUGAUUUGUUAAAAGAAAUAUAAAAUGUCGGCGAGUGUAGGAGUAGUUUCUUAGGUAGCCAUUAUGCUAUCACCUGUCCCCAAACCUGGCUUCUCAUAGAAAUGAAAGGCGGCAGUCAUAACCGGAGAACAACAUUACUUAAGCAAGCAUUUCUUCUUUGGCAGAAAAUGGACAAGAACAAAGAUGGUGUGGUCACCAUAGAUGAGUUCAUUGAAAGCUGCCAAAAAGUGAGUAACCGGUAUAUUCGUAGUGCUUUGCUCUUAUGACACAAUACAAAACCGCAGUAGGAAGCUGCGGCAUGUACGGUAUUUCACAAAUUGUCCAUAUUUUAGAAAACACAUUUAUUAUUUCAUAGAAUCAUAGAGCUGGAAAGGCCAUUGGGAGACCAUGUUCACCUGUCCAGCUCCUUGCUCAGUGCAAGAAAUCCAGAGGUGGCACAUAUUCCAACAGAUGUUGACUGAAGACUACCAGGAAGGGAGAGCUUCUACGUAACUGGCUCCAUUGUCAAACUGCCCACACCAAAAAGUUCUUUAUGUAACCAGAAUCUCUCUCCUCCUUCAACUUAGCUCAUUAGAUCUAGUCCUCCUCUCUGAGGCACCUAGUAACAAGGCUUCAUCGGAUUCUAUAUGACAGUCCUUCAGGUAUUUGAAGAUAGUGUCAGCCUAUCCUGCCCUGUCUUCCUUCCCCCAGGCUGAACAUUCACAGUUUCCUUCUGUGAGAAUCAAUAAGAAUCCAAUAUCCAGCAAGCGUUUCUCUAACAUGCAACAGGGCAGGCCUCGGAGAUCACACUGGAUGUUGUUACUCAACAUGCUCCUUAAUUAUUUGAGAAAAUGUCAGAACAUAUAAAAUGUAUAUCCGGUAAACCGAAAUAAUUUUAACAAGAUGCCAUAAAGACUGAAGCAGCAGUGGCACAUUCAAUAAAAAAGAACAGUCACUUUUCAGAGAAGGCCCUUUGAGAUAAAAACCCUUCACUUAUCAAUGGUUGUCCAGGCAAUUUCUCUAAGCUGGAGAAUAGUCUCUUUGUUCCCCAUUUCAUCAGUAUAAAUAGAACACAGAGGAAGGCCUUCCUCUGCCAAAGUCAUAUCUAGUGGUUGGCAAAGUUACCUUUUCCCACUGUAGCCAAAGUGCACUGGAAAAAUCAAUGCACAGUUGGGAGGCUCAUACCCUGGUGUUUUAAGGUGUACAUUAGGAUGGAAAUCAUGUCAAAGCAAAACAGCAAAAACCCUAAAUUUAAGUUGUUGAAUAUGUUAUACCAUAAGCCUGCAACUUACGCACCUUUAACUUGUGCUCAUUCAUCUUUAUGCACAUGGCAAAAUAAAUAAAUAAAUGGGGGCAGAAACGGGGCAACGUUUGGGGGAUGCGACUUUGGCAAUCCCGCCCACCACUGAUCCCAGUAUGCUUUGACUAUACGUUAUUUUGGCUCUAGGCGUGAUCCCCGGAACAUAACCCCUGCGUAAAUUGCAGGAUUACUGUAUUUAAAGUAGCUUAUUAAUUCAUUUGGAUAAGACAACAUUUUACUGAGAAUAAAAUGAACAAGCAAGUCACUUGUCUGUCAAUAAUCCCAAGACCUUUGCACUCGUUGGCCAAGAAUAGGUAAGAAGAAAUUUACCUUUUACCAGUGAACUGUGUAGGAUAUUGCGUGCCUAUUUCCCCUUGAUUUCCAAAAGGGUUUCUUUUUAAAAUAAAAGCUAAAAGUUAAGGGAGCAGAUCUGAUCAACCUCAAACACAACCUGUGGCCCUGGUUGGCCUUCCCCUUUCCUUGCACAUUCUGUGUGAGAGCCAGAGGUUUCCCACUGGCUUCUUCUGCAGUAGCGGUUGUGGCGCAUCUCAAGAACAGCAGAAGGUUGACAUGGCUGCUGAACCUCUUAAGCCAAUUCCUACAAAGUUCUGUGCCUGUUGCCUCCAUUGUGUUUUAUCAAGAUUUUGCUAUAAACAGCAAGGUAUAUUUGAUAGACAGAAGCAGUGCAAGUUACAUGUUUAAUUUUUAGACUUGUGAUUGCAAUUGUAUGCCAUCGCCAAACUUUAGCAGCUCCCCACAAUGUUUUCUCUGUAAAUUAUUUGUGAUAGACUGUAAGCAGCAGGUACUAUUAGCAGAACAAUGUGUCUUCAAACGUACUGGGGCCUGUAUAGAACACUGGGCAGACCUGUGGCCUGCAUCACAUAUAAACUAGGCUUUAGAGCAAAACUGCACAGUCAGCAGACUUGCAGGAUUUGUGACAGUGGUAUAGGAGAAAUCUAGUCAAAGAAAAUAAUCAAAAAUCCCACUUGGAAGCCCUUGGACAUACCCAGAGUAGAUACUAACGUUUAGCUGCUUAUGACACUGAAAAUGUAUAAAGGGUGUGGUUUUUCAGCCUAAGGAGGAAAAUAUUGGAUUAAAAAUAUUUCUGACUUUUCACUUUCAGAUUUUAAAUCUCUUUCUCAGAUGAGAUGUCUCUUUCUUACAGGAUGAAAAUAUAAUGCGUUCCAUGCAGCUCUUUGAAAAUGUGAUCUAACUCGACGCGGUUCUUUCUUCAAUAAAUGGACGGUAUGAACAAUCCUGCAACAACAAAUCCAUAAUGCUGUUGCCACUUUUACCAUGAAACAGGAUUGCUCAGCUUUACACGGAUGUGUAUAAUGCAAAUAAGUUUCGUUUAAUCAAAGCCUUCCUACGGAGACCGUAUUUUUCCAGUAGUUGAGGUCAAAUAGUUCUCUUAAACAAUGCUCACGUAGUUGUCCUUAAAAAAACUUCAUUUGAUUCAGAGAACAAUCCAAAGAAACCAAAAUGAAAACGGAAUUACUGCAUCCAAAACUUCAUAGGAGAUAUCCAGGAGAGAGGAAGAGGGCAGGAUCUGUUACUUGUUUCUAUUAGAUGAGUUUAUUAGCUAUAAAACUCUUUCAUUUUAUACUCCCUUGUGUAUGAACGCAAUCUUACACAAUUCUCAGUUAAAGGUAUUACAGCUAAUUACAGUUUGGGCACAAUCAUCCUUGUGUGCAGUGGAGUCCUGUUUCCUCUGCCUUCCCCUUAUGCUGACAUCACAACAGAUCAUUACUGGAAAGGGGAGGUCUGCAUGCAUUGAGCCUGCCCGUGUCCCCUAUUCCCCAUAAUGAUGGAGCACACAGCAUACUUGUCAAAUGUAAGUUUGUGCCCAGAGCUGGAAGGGACCCUGAAGGUAAUCUAAUCCACCUCGCCCCCUGCCCAGAAGACACACAGACUCCAUUAUGCUCAGUGGAGAAUCUGUCCACAUAAGGGUUGACCAUCUUUGUGUAGCAACCUGCAAUUAUUUUUUUAACUUCACUAUCAACCCAUUUUAUAAAAGAAUGUUCUUUUUUAUAGUAGAUGGAUACUGGAUCAAUUUAGUGAAUGGUUGCCUAUGGCAAACAUCUUCCAUCUUUAAGAUCACCAGUUUAUGUAAAAUUCUGUCUGAAUUUUAACUAAAGUGUUACGCUCCCACAUAAAGGGUAGAAAUUAGCUUUACAAUGAGUGCUGCUUUGUUUAACUAAAGCAACUGUCCAAGGGAACUGAACUACUACUUUUUAACUGUGGGACUGGCCCAAAAUUAGUAGUAAAAAAGGAACGAAUGUAUUUGUAAGUUUCUAAGCACUCACUGCUCAGGAUACAUAGCAGUAUAGAGUCAUGCCGGACACUGGACUGCAAGUUUUGAAAUUAUUUUCCUCCUCCGACUAUGCUGGAAGAUGCAUAAGUUCAUUAGAACAGUUAUGUAAGAGCAGUGGUGGUAAUGGUUUUUUUUGGAAAGGGGAGGCAACUUUUUUUUCUUUAAAGGCUACUACAGGGAAGAGGGAAGAAGCAUGUGUCAGGAUGGAGCAGCAAUGGGUACAAGCAGGGUCCCUUCCUCCCUGCCUUUUACACAGACAUCAUUGCUGAACUGUAGCCAGCAAAGAGGCGUCUGCCCCCCUCCCCUCCAACAUAUUCAAAUCAUUCUUACAUGCCUGCCCACAAGCAUAUAACUACUGGUACCAGACAAUUGCAAACCUUAAUUGUGACAUUUCUGCACAAAGGAUCUGAAGAGCUUACAGAAGUCCAAAGAGAGCUGCAAACUGUUUUUGCAAAAAUAUAAGUAAAGCAGGCAUCUAUUCUGGUGUAGAGAUGGGAAUGAGGCAUGUUGAAGGCUGCUCUGCUAUCACCAGUGUAGGAAUAUGAGUAGUACAAUACAUGUACACUUGAAAUUUGCUGUAGUGUUUGUGAAAAUUAUAUGUGCAC
This is a messenger RNA of Podarcis lilfordi (Lilford's wall lizard), 48910 nucleotides long. The record is from the annotation of a GenBank genome assembly. NCBI's taxonomy places the organism in Eukaryota, Metazoa, Chordata, Lepidosauria, Squamata, Lacertidae.